Molecule: messenger RNA, 68241 nt
Organism: Lymnaea stagnalis (great pond snail)
Lineage: Eukaryota; Metazoa; Mollusca; Gastropoda; Lymnaeidae
Source: the annotation of a GenBank genome assembly
AGACCACUGACAUGAAAUAAAUAUGAAAGUUGAUAGAUCUAAAUUAAAGAAAUCCUCUUCGGAGGUGGUAAGUAAGGUUAAUCAACAAAAUUAAUGAGAUUUAUAAAAAUUAAAAGGAUAUGAGCGAAACAAAGUGUGGGAAAGCCUUAAAAAAGGACGCAACAAAGCAACGAAUGUGUCAGCUAACAAAAAAACAGUAUAAACAAUGUUAAAUAAAAAUAUAUUCUUGAAAAUUUAUCUUGCUGUCCUCUCAAAUACUACAUAGCAGCUAAGUGUUUAUUUUUAUUUUAUAUUGUUUUUACCGUUGUUUGUUUGCUGAAGAAGGCUUCUUGCAGACAUGUUCGUUGUUUUUUGUGACCUUUAUUGAAGUUUUCCCUUACUUCGCUUCGCUCUUUACCUAACUUGGCUGCAGUCUUAUCAUUUAUAAAAAUUUAAAAAAUUUUUUUUUAUUAAUGCCAAGUCCAAUUAAUUUCCAAGUAUAUCUGUAAUAACAGUUUUUAAAAAUUUUGUUUAAAAUAUUAAUUGUAUAGUCUAUAAUAAUAAUUCCUGAGGUGACAUUGUACGCCCUAAGGAAAGUUAACACAGUUUAACACCCUUUUAAAAGUAUUAACAGCUUAAAUUCCUCAACUAAAGAUUUUGCAGUUACAAAUGACAGUAUUAUUUCUAUUAUUUACACAAUUUAUUCUUUAAUUUGCAAUUUUACUAUUUGGGAUACCCAGUGGUUACAACAAUUUAGUGGAUCUUUCCAAUUUUACAUUUGCAAUGCUGUUGCAUUGCCUGAGCUAGUUUAUAAAUAAAAUACAAUUUUUUAAAUAUAUUCAUAUUGUAAUACUGUUUUUACCAGCCUGCAGAUUGCAAGGUUCUAAUUGACAAACUGAAAAGCUUAUCUUCAGAUGACCUUUUUAAAGAACUCAAAGAUAUCAAAGCAUGGACCUAUGGAAAAGUGUGUAAUUCAUAUAUAAAUAUAGUUUUUCUGCUCUUUAAUUUGGGAAAGGGAACAUGACAGACCGGGUUUAUUGAAAAAAAUUAUAGAAAAAAUGUUUACAAAUUUUAAGUAUGAUAUUGGUAAAAUGAAGCCAAGUAGGAUAGGCAUUGUGACCUUUCCAAAUAUAUAUCAGCAAGGAAAGAAUUGUACAGUACAGAAAAUUGUUGGUGUCAAAAUUAAUUUUAGAGAUAUAUAUUUGAUAUUUUUAAAAAGCGAUUAAGAAAUAUCAGCAUUGGUAAUCAGGCCAGUUAUUGUUAUCAGGGGAUAUAAUUCUAAAAUGUUUUUAAAAAUAUUUCAGUGCGAGCUAUAUCAUUGGGCAGAUAUUUUGGAUGUGUUUGAUGCCAUCCUAGAGAAGUCAUGCACCAAAGAAAGUGACAAGAAAUGGACUUUCCACUGUGACUUGCAGGGAAGUGAGCAGGUGUGCAUUCAAAUAUUAUGACAUGAUUGUAUAAUAGCAACAGUUUGGUUGUCACCUUUUUAGAAGCUUCUUUAUUCAGUUAUUUUAUGUUGCUAUUCUUUCAUGGUGUAGCAUAGCUUGAAUGGAGACUUUGACGUUAUUUAAGUCCAGUUAUUAUUUCCACUACAACUUACUGUUUCCAAAUUUUGAUUUUAUAUGUGAACUGGUAACCAUAUUUUAUAAAAUUAGGCUUACAUAGAUAUUUUAAAGAUCAUUAUAUAUUUACACAGCUGAAGAAACUACUCUUGGAAAUUUUACGGUUCACUGCCCUGUUGAUUGAACAUAGCUUCUCUAGACACCUUUAUAAUUCAAUGGACCAUUUGACUACUUUAUUGACAUCAUGUGAUAUGAGUACAGUUCUCUAUGUGUUAAAUCUACUGUAUGUCUUUAGGUAAAUAUGAAUUCUACUUUCAUUUUACUGCCCAACCUUUUAUUUUGAAACAAUAUCUUAUAAUUAAUAAAUUUAUUGUUUAAUUUAGUUGCCUCCUGUAAUUGUUAUCCCAUUUAUUUAAUAAAAUAUUGGCAUAUAAAAAAAUUAAACUUUGACAUCCGUUCAUAACAUCACCCCAAAAAGUUUAAAAACUGCUUUGUUAAAAGUAUUACUUUUGCAGUAAAUAAAAUAAAUUAAAUUAAAUUUUUCUUGAAGCUGAGAGGGUAGGGUGACAAUAGAGAUUAAGCAUAUAUUUUAUUUAUUAAAAUUUGUAUGUAUUCCCUUUCUUUGAUUCAGUCAGGAAGAAAUCAUAUCUUUUUAGCUGAGCAAACCUUGCAACUGAAAUGCAAUUUUCUUUAAUUUUAAGAGUAAAUAAAGUACUGCAUUUCUCCUGAAAUCUAUGUUACAAAAACAUUAUCUUUGUGUUAACAGCAAACGUUCUAAUUUCAUCACACGCAUGAACCCUGAAAAGAAACAGGGUCUUAUCCAAAGGUUAAUUCAUUUGGCAGAGGUAAGCGGUUUGGUAAUUUAUUUGUCGGUAGUUUAGGACAGAUUUUUUUGCUCUCUCAGAAAAUAGUAAACAUCUCAUAUACAUUUUGCUUCUGGUGUGGGUUCUACCAUUUCACAAACGGCCCUUCCCCAUCUUAACAUGUUUCAUAAUAAUAGCACUAAGUGAUAAAAAAAGCUGUCAAACAGUUGGUGUCAUUCAUGAUGGUUGAACUUAGGUAAAACGUUAGAAUUUUUCCCGGAGGUGACUAUUAUAUAAUCAGUAAAGAGGGACAGGUAUGGUGUAGGACUGUUUGCAGGACUAUUGUUUAAAUGCCAGCAGGUAGUGUGUAGAACUGUCUCUUGGCCUGUUGUUUAAAGGCAGGCAGGUAGUAUAUAGGACUGACUAUAUAUGCCUAUUGUUUAAAGGCCGGCAGGUCGGGUGUAGGACUCUCUGUAGGUGUAUUGUUUAUAUUAUGGAAAAUGAGAAGUUCACUCUUUUUUUGUAACACUUGGACCCACUGGGUAUUUGCUCAAAAUACCCCGGCCCGGUGUAAAAAAAAACUGCACCUGGUUAAGUCAAAAUGUUAACUAAAGUAAAAAUUUGUGUACACCUUUUCAAUCUUUUAACAUGAAUAAAAUAUAGGAUCUGAUAAGAUAUGAUUAAAUGCCUUUACAUUUAAAAAAGAAAAAAAAGAAAGGCUUUAAUUAAAGAAUUAAAUUAAAAAGACAAAGGUUAACCAUAAUACCUGUAUACUAAAUAUAUACCCAUUUGUUUUCUUGCUUUCACCCAGAGUUGGGGUGGCAAGGAAAAUGGCUUUGGAUUGGCUGAGUGCUGCCAAGACCUUCCUUCUGGGGUAAGUAGCAAUAAGUUAUACCCCAUAGUACUUAAUAUUCUCAAUUCAAAUUGGGGAAUUAAUUCAGCACGUUACCUUAGAUCCACACAUCCGGGUGAAGAAGAGGUGAACUGAAAGUCUAUCUUGCUCUGUAGACCAUGUCAUCCAUCGCCCAAACAACCUUACCGGCUGUUCAUGGAGUGUGCUUGAGUCAUAAGCGUGCAACAUUAUUGUACCUCUGUUCUACAGGUUCAUAUGCUUGUUGUACUAGGACUUGCUCUUUAUCCACACUACAUCAAGUUGCCUGUAUAUAGGGACACCUCUUUUUCAUAAACCUUUUAUUUCACUUGUCACCUGAGCAGAGUCACCAUAGUUCUUUGAUAGUUAAUCAUUUUGAUCAUCUCUAAGCCAGUAAUUUAGGGAGCUGAGUUUCUGUCACAGCUUACUCAUUGUAAUUUUUAAGCUAUCCAUUUGAUCAAUCUGAAAUAUUUUCUAUGCAUCAGAACUUGCAGGACUAGAUAUAAAACUGCACAAUAUAAAUAUUUAUAUACCUAAAUUUUAUGAAAGUAUUCUGUAGCCUCACAUGAGCAAUGAGAAGAUUAUCAAGCUGUCAAAUUAAAAAAUCAAACUUAAACAAAAUAACUUUAUUAUAUUCAUGGGUAAAGCAAUGCUCGUGUGAAGAAAAUGUUUUGUCUUGAGAAAAAAACAACAUCCCUUUUCUAUAUUUUUAAAACAUUAUUAUAGACAGUAACUGUUGUAAUAAGAUUUAUUCACUUUUUAUUUAUUUAUUUUAAUUGUUGCUUUAUCAAUAAUGUCAAAACAUUUAUAUUAAAAAAAUUAACCUGAUCUUUCGAUUUGUCUUCAGUUUACCUAAUUAAUUUGAAGCAUUUAGUUCCUGUUAAACUCUUUUUCCAAGUUUUUAAAUUCACUUAUUUUUUCCCUUUAAAAUUAUAUCAACUUUGGACUUAGUACCGGGUACCUAUAUUUGUCACUUAAUGGUGGGCAGUGUAAAUAAUCUCUGCUUAUAUUAAUUUCCUUAGAGAGGCUAUCAGAUAUAAUCCAUUGUUACAUACUCAUACAUUUCAUCAGGCUCUUUUUUGUAUAUUAUUUUAUUUAGUUUUUAAAAAGCUCAUAACAUAAAAGUUGUGUUGUUAUAUUUAAACUUUAAUAUUGAUUAGUAAAUUAAAUAUAAAAAUAUUAAGUCCUUAAGUUAACACUCCUUUUUUUCUUGUUUGAAAAAUAACAACUUUUUAUCGUUGUAGGCUUUGUUUCUUGACUUUCAUUAUUUUAAAAUAGUUAUAUAAAAAUUGCACAUUACCUUAGAUCCACAUAUCGGGGUGUGUAAGCGUUGAAGUAAGUGCUCUAUAGGCCUUGUCAUCCAUCACCCAAACAACCUUAGCGGCUGUUCAUGGAGUGUGCUUGAGUCAUAAGUGUGCAAGACUAUUGUACCUCUGCUCUAUAGGUUUAUUGGCCAGUUGUUCAUAGGGCAUUGCUCUUAACCCUUUUAUGACAGGCUACCUAUUCACAGGGACAUAUUUAUUGUAACAUUAACAUGUUCUAUUUCAGUAAUAAUUAUCAAAUCUAGUAGUUGUUAUUAUAAUCAUUAAGUUAGUUGUUCAAUCUUUUUUACACAUGCUAUCAUUCAAUCUUUCAAGUGUCACAGGCUUGAAUGUCAAAUUUACAUCCUUUGUACUUAUAAACUAAAAAAUAAAUACUAAUUGAGUCAGAUGAGGUCAUUGUAUUGGUAUAUUUCAUGAGAUACUUUUCGUUAAUUUCUUUAAGAGAGCUAGAGAUAAAUCAAAUUUACAUCUAGCCUGCCAUCCACAGAUUAUUCGCACAUAAAAAAAAAAGUUAGGUGUGAAAGUUUUUUUGUUUGUUUGAUCAAAUCCUAGGAUUGACCUUUCAGGCCAUAUCAUUUAGAUAGAUAGCUUAUCCUCAGCCAUCUAUAGACAUUUAGGAAUUAGUCUAUACUCUUUAUUGUAUUAAAAAAAAAGUUUGAGAACCUCUGUUAAAUGGUUUUGUAAAUGAAAAAUAAAGAUAUACCAUCAAUUCAGAUAUUGUUAUAACACAGCUGAAAACUUUAGCUAUUUGUUUUUAGUAAUAAAUUUCAUAAUGAAAAAAUAGGUUCCUGGGCUUAUGAAUCCACAACUAAUAUAAAUGUUAAGAACUUCAAAUUAGACACUAUUUGCUACUAACAUUGAAAAAUGUAGACAACUGAUUUUCUAUUAAUACAACUUUUUGUGAUAAUUCUAAAUCUUCAACAAACGAACUAUAACAAUCAUUUAAAUUAUUUAUUUUAGAGCUUUCCACCCAGUGCCACAACUCUGCAUUUUGAAUUCUAUACAGAAAGUAAGGAGGACAAAAGCAAUAGAAAAUUACAACCAGUAAGUCGCAUUGUUACUAAAAUAUGUGCAUUAUUAAGUAAUUAUGAUUUAAAACUGAGUCAAAUUUAUGGUGAACAUACUUUUACUGUUAUCCACUUUUACUGUGAAAUUUUCAAAGUGUUUAUCUCUUUUCUUUUUUUUAUGAUAUGACUCUUGAAAUAAACUUUAACACAUAUUAAGUGUUUAACUGAAAUUUGAAGGGCACAGCAACAGUUAUACAGAGUAUCCACAUGGAAAAUGUAGACAAGACUGGUCGUAUGCCAUCACAAAUAAUGGAAGAUAUUUUAGAUUCUUAUGAUGUACCAGAAGAAAAACAGGUAUGUAUGUGUACAAUUUUUAAAUAUUCUUAAGAUAAGGUGAGCAUAAUUCCUGUAGUUGGUAUUUCAUAUAAUUUAAUGCAUAUUAUCUACAAGUAGAAUGUGCUGAGGCAAAGGUAGUUGGGUCUAAAAUAAAGCAUUUGAAUUAAUGGUUGGUAGUUUGGUUUAUGAUUCAAAACAAAUAAUUUACUUCUUUGCUAAGAUGUAUAUUUCAGUUUUAAACAUUUUUGAUUUCAUUCUCCAUGGUGCAGAGGUGUGGAAUUUUUUUCUAAUUUUCAUUGGAAAGUUCACAAAUUUUCUGCCAACAUCAUUUCUUCAGACCUGUUUACCCGCAAACUCUUAAAAUAUCAUCACAAAAUUUGUCAAUACAUUAUCUUAAUAGUAAAAAAAUAAAGAUACAGUAUAUAUAAUGUAUACGUCUCAAAAUCAUACAUUUGUACACUAAAAUCGUAAGAGUAAACAGCUCUGUUUCUUAUGUUUUCCUACUUUAACUGAAUAUCUAGAUAAUCUUUUAUAUAUAUAUUAUGCUUCUGGUGUGACUCGUGGACUGCUUCCUAAUGGACUGCUUCCUAAUAAGUGAAUUUGGCAUUGAGAGUAUAUUACAAAUAAUUUGAAAUGUUUGAAAGGUAGUAUGGUUCAAUAAUGAGUUCAAUCUCAUGCAAAAUAUAAUUCCAGAUAACCAUGCUAAAUAAUUUUCAAAAAAUAUACAAUGCAACUGCGUUUGCUGCGUAAUAUUUUCUUUUCGGAAAAGGAAAUAGUUUCAAUUUAAGUAUGGUGUAAAAAAAUAUUCGGUUUAAAAGUGGCUGGGACAUUAGAAUAUUUAAUAUAGUUCAUGGGUGUAAAAUAAAAAGUGUGCAGUGAGUUUGGGGGGGUGGGUUAGGUGGUGUUGUUGCAAAAAUUGGGAUUUUUAAAUAUGUGUUACUUGAGUUCAAGUUUUAGCAGAUGUUUAGUAGAAGGGAAGUUCAUGCCUUGCUGUCACCAAUGUUUGCAGGCUAUUUCUAGUAACUAUAUAAUACCUAAAUUCCUGGUGUGUGUGCAUUGUUCAACUUCCAGUUUUGCAUCAGAGAUUUUGCUAAUUUUAAAAAUUUUCCCCACCACUGUUUCAUCUUGGCGCAAAGUGUAUUAUUUUGAAAUAAAAUUUUGAAGAAGACAAAAUGAUAUAAAUAAAAAAAAAUUCUUUUUCAAAAAGGUAUUGCUCUUUACUCACAUUCGACUGGCUUGCUUAUUUUCUAACUAUGAGGCACGUGUGCAUUGUGUUCAAGCAAGGCUUCAAGCUAUAUCAAUCCUUGGUAGGUUUCAAAUUUUUUUAAAGAUUUUGCGGUGGAUUGUAAUUUCAUUUUUAUUCCACUUUACAAAACUUAAACAAAACUAUAUGAUAGAUUUAACAUUACUUUGAAUUAGCUGAUGAUUUAUAGCAAAAGGAGUAAUUUAUAGGAUAUAAGUUAAAAGUGUGAAACAAUUAUGAAAGCCUCUUAUUUUCAUUUUCUCAUAAUUGGUGAAUAUUUUUGUUUCAGUCUACUCAAGUGCUAUCCAAGAUAACAUGAAUGUAAUUCUCUAUCCUGGACUAAUUGAGGAGCUAGUGGACAUUGUGGAGAUUAAAGAUGCUGCAUUGGUUGUAAGUAAAAUUCUCAUUAAUAAAAUUGAAACCACAAAUUAGCAAGUGAUGGUUACUAUAUUGAUUUGUCCAAAGAUUGUGUAAAUCCUUUAUAUGCAGUCCACUGCAAUCCAUUUGCUGAUGUAGAUAAUUAGAUCAUUUUCAUUGGUGCAUGCAAUUUAUUAGAUACCUAAUAGUUAGCGUUUCAAAAGAAUUUUAGUAAAUUUUUACCUUUAUUUUUAAUACAUAGUUGUAUGCUUAUAAGUGUAAACAAGAUAAAAUGAUCAAGGAAAGUCUUCAAAUACUGUCUUUGUUGAUUUUGUCUUUUUUUUGUUCUUUGUUGUUGUUGUUUUUGUGUUUGCCAGCCUGGCCCCAUUGUGUGCAGAGCAUGCUUGUGCUUUUAACUUACAGUUAAUACCAUCCUGCUAUUGCGCUUAGUUUAGGUCAACCAUAAGCCAUCUACACCUGUUAAAAGCAAUUGCAAUAGCCUGUUAUUAUUCCAUUUAAUUUUGACACUUAAGAGUGAUGACAUUUUGCAGCAAUGAUCAAGUGUAUUUAAGGGCAUAGAAACCCUUUGUUGUUAAAUAGUGAAGUUAUUCUAAUUUGUGAAUUAUUAGAUCAAUUUUAUUACCCAAAUUUUGUCUUGGAAAGAUGAUUUUAAAGAUUUCAAAACUGAAAUUCUUUUAAAAAUAGGAUAUCAAGUCAGCAGCUCUUCGGACCUUGACCUCUGUGAUACACAUAGAAAGAAAUCCCAGGUAUGUCUUUGGUUUAAAGUAAUUUUUAAAAUAUUUUUUAAUAAUGUUCUUUAUCUUUAGAUUAAAAAAAAUAAACAUAUUGUGUUAAGAGUACAUUGUUGUGUUUAUACUUUUAAGUACAUUAACAGUUCAUUAAAACUUUGUCUCUAGACUCAACAGUAUUAUUGAUGCUACUGGGGCCUCAUCAUACCAUGGAUUUCUUCCUGUAUUAGUUAGAACUUGCAUUCAGCAUAUGAUAGGUAUGUUCUGAUCUCUUGUUCGAACCACUUUUCAAAAAUGUAAAAUAAGAUAUAUUCUUUAACUGUAGCUGUUUCUAUGUUAAAAUCUAUUGGUGAAAUUCUGAUCAAGAGGUUAAUCGUUAAAAAAUAUAAUUUUCUUUUCCAGAUCCUGAAUUAAAGCCAUUUACACAAACAUAUGCUACAUCACUGUUUUCUUUCUUGUAUCAUCUGGCCAGUUAUGAUAAUGGUAAGUUUUAGUAUUGUAAUUGAAUAGUUGUAUGUUAUUAUUAAAGAUGUUACCUGAUAAUUAAAUUUCCUAUUCAGUGUUUGGAAAAUGUUUGUAAUGAAACCAUAAAAUGUAAAUAAUUAAAAACACAAGACUGGUUAAUUUUCAUCAAUGAAAAUGAAAAAAAUAUGGACUUGCCGAUUCCUAAUUUUGAUUAAACUUUUCAGAUCUCUAACGAUCUAUUAUAAAAGUACCAAAUGUAUUCCUUUAAUUCUUCUAUUGGUAUUAUAUCCGUAUAGUUAUUUUUAUAUUAUCUACUUUUGAACCGUAAAACAAUUUAUUGUUCCAAGCCUUUUGCACAUUAAAGUAUUUUUUUAAAAAACUUAUCAUCCAAUAUAAUUUUAUAUUAUUAAAUAAAAAUGUGGUUUAAAAAAAAAUUGAUAUUUUAUUUUAUCAAAUGAGGCUGUGACCAAUGGUUAAUAAACGCAUACUUAUUUGACAGAUCAAUGGAAUUAAACUCUAAAAAUAGUUGACUACCAGAGAAUGCCCUAUACUCUAUUUAUUAAUUCACAAUUUAAAAAAUUAAAAAAUUCAAUGUAUACACAAAACUUCAAAUACUAUUACAAAAGAUGAUGCUUUUAAAAAAAAAUAGUUUAUAAAUUUUCAGUCAUGCAGCAAUACAAUAUUUCUAACCAUAAGCGAACAUAAAUUUUCUCUACAGUUAAUCAAUUUGUUAUUAUCCUGAUUGCUUUACUGAUUUCAAUUUUUAAAAAUACUAUAAAUUAUAAAAUAUCACAAAUAGCUGCCAGUUUAUGUAGCAUUUCUUGCAACCCUUUUUUAGGUGUUGAAGCUCUAGUAUCUUGUGGUAUGAUGGAGUCACUACUUAAAGUAAUUAACUGGUAUGGAGAUGGCCAAGAACAUAUAACGGUAUUUAAGAUAUCUCACAUUUAUUUGAUGACUAUAGAGCUGAUUUGAAUGUUAAUGUAAUAGUAAAUUACAAUUAGAUUAUGUUGUUAGAAAUAGAAACCAAAGGUUCACAUUUUUUAUUUUUCACCGUUAUAUUUAUCCUUAGUUUGUGACAAGAGCUGUACGAGUGAUUGACUUAAUCACAAACAUGGACAUGGCAGCUUUUCAAGCCCAUGGAGGUUUGCAGGCUUUUAUUAACAGAUUGGAGGUCAGUCAGUUAUUCUUCUUUUGCAUCAGAACUACAUAAAACAAACACAAUAAUGUAACAGUAAUUUCUACAUUUUUUUAAGUGUGCCAAUUAAAGACAUGUUCCUGGAUAUAAAAUAAAGCGUUUCCCCUCAUAACAGGUACAUGCUAUGUUUAAAUAAAGUUUAUUCUCAAAAUUUUUGAAGCAAAUGUAUAACAAAGUGACAGAAAAUCAACACAUUCAUUUUAUUGAAAUGUUUGCAGCAUGAAGUAAACAUUUGUCGUAAAGAGCAACCGUUUGUCAUAAGGCCCCGUGGACGAGAAAUAAGCAUGGAUGGAAUGGUAGAUUCACCACUCUCUGUUGCCAUGGACACAUCUAUAACAGAAGAGACUGUUGAUGGUGAGCAACAUGCGAUAAGUUCUGACAGCACUGCGACAGCUAAUAUAAAUGCUGCAUCCAACUCGGCUCCUUCUUCAGCAGCUGAUCCAAGCUUUUCUCAUUUGCCUGUGUCAGACAGCAUUAAAUCUGGAGAGGAUGGAAAUUUGCUACCAAAUAAUAAAGGUAAUAGCAUUUGCUUCACUUUAAGGUUUUACACUUAGGAGUUUAAUAAAAUUAUUUCAUUGGUUAUAGCUAUCCAAAAAAUAGUUUCUCAGUGAUGUUCACAAGCACGUGUCUUAAAAUCAGUUUGUAGAUAAAAUCACCUCUGAGAGAAACUUUUUUCAUGUUUGUGUUACAUUUCUUUUGAAUUUGAAGUAUUUGUAUUACUAACUUAGCAUAUACUUGCUUUUCAGGAAGACAUUGUUUUGCUCAGAGAGCUGCAUUGCUCAAGUCAAUGCUCAAUUUUAUGAAGAAAGCUAUACCCGACUUGUCCUUCGCUGAGAGCAUUCGACAUUGUAAGAUUUAAUGCCUUUUUUUUUUUUUUUUUUUUUUUUUUUUUUUUUUUUUUUUUUUUUUUUUUUUUUUUUUUUUUUUUUUUUUUGUUUUUUUUUUUUUUUUUUUUUUUUUUUUUUGGUAACUGUAAUAAGACUUAAUCUCCUAAUCUUUAACUGCAUAUUUUUAUGUAGGGUUUAAUUUGAUUAGCUGCUUUUUCCAUUAUUUCAGUAAUGGAUGGCUCACUACCCAAAUCAUUAAAGCACAUAAUAAGCAAUGCGGAAUACUAUGGCCCUUCUCUGUUUCUGCUUGGUAAGACUGUUAUUUAGCAUGUAGUUUUUUGUCUUAAGUUUUUUUUUCUCAAUGAGGCUUUCAAGCAGUGUCUUAAUUUAAAUAUGCAGAUGCAAGACCAUCUGAGAGAGAAAGGUAAUGUUAAUUGAUCCAAAUUUAAAAAGAAUUGAUUCCCUAAAAUAUUGAUGCAUUAUUUUGACAGCUACUGAUGUGGUCACAGUUUAUGUCUUUCAAGAGCCAUCUCUUCUGUCCUCAUUGCAAGAUAAGGGCCUUACUGAUGUGGUUUUACAUGCCUUGUUGAUUAAAGAUGUGAGUUUUGUUGUUACUUUGAUGUUAAGUUAAAUUUAGUCAUAACUUAAAAGAAUUUUUCAAUUCAUUGGUUUUGUUUGCUUUUAAAAUAGUUUUACUGCAAAGGUCAUUUUUAAGAAUUGCUUUAUAUUUCUUAAAGGUACCAGCAACAAGAGAAGUGUUAGCAUCCUUACCAAAUGUGUUUAGUGCUCUUUGUCUUAAUGCUCGUGGCCUUGAGGCAUUUGUGGCUUGUAAACCAUUUGAUAGGCUCUUUAAGGUCCUUUUAUCACCUGACUAUCUUCCUGCAAUGAGAAGACGACGCAGUUCAGAUACCUUUGGUAAAUACAAUUUUUUUAAUAAUAAUGUUGAAAAUGCUAUGAUAAUAUAAAGUAUUAACUGGUCAUUUAGAAACUAGCUAAUUAUAUGCAGAAUGUAAGUUUUAAUUUAAGACAAAAUACUUUAGUAAGUUUGUUUGAAUUUAGGGAAAAUAUUGUGUGUGAGAUUAUUUUAAAUAAAAGUAAAACCUCUUACAACAAUUGGAAGAGUUAAAAUUAAAAGAAAAGAAUGAUGGUAUGUAAAGCUGAAUUUAUUUAAUUUCUCAGUAUGUUGAAAAGUAUUUGUCCUUUGUGAACAAAUAGAUAUUUAAAUAAGUUUAAAAAGUUUUGAAUAAAUACAAUUCUCUUCUAGGAAUUACUUUUUCAUUUGAUCUCAUUCUCAUGAAAGAAUAAUUCUGCCAUAAUUAUAUCCAAACAUAAGGUUACAGGAGGUCUUUUCUGUAAACUAGUUUUCUAGAUACUAUUUACUCACAAGGGACAAAAUGACAUUUUAAAAUAACAAAUGACCCUCCAUGUCCAAAUCAGGUUAAAGUUGGUACAGUUUAUAUGGUACAAUAUUUUUAAAAAGGCUUUUUAAGCAACAUUGUUUACUUAAAGUCAGAAAUUCUGCUGCCAAAAUGUUAAACUGAAGUGCCCAAGUGCUCUCUCGAAGAUUUAGCUAGUACCAACAUUAUUCUGAUUUUGGCAUGGGGGGUCAAAUCUGAUCCAUUGUUUGCAAUUUUGUAGGUGACACAGCAAGCAAUCUUGGCAAUGCUAUGGAUGAACUGAUGAGACACCAGCCCUCAUUAAGAACAGAUGCAACUAAAGCUAUCAUCAAGGUAAUUCAGAGUAUAUGCUUGCGAAAAAGAAGUAACCAGGGAGGUCUUAUUUAUAACUAUUUUGUUGAUAUUAAAAAAAAUGUUUGCCUUUUUUUCUCUUUGAUGUUUCAAGCACGUGUCUUAUCUCUUUGUAGACAAAAAUAUUUUCUGAGAGAAAUUAAAUAAUCUUUAAAAUGUUUCAUGGUUCAUUUGCUCCUAUUACAAAUAAAACAUUUUUUUCCCAAGCUUCUUGAAGAAAUCUGCUCCAUGGGCCAAGACCCCCAUUUCAUUUGUCAAAAACAACAGCCUAAAUCGGAUCAGACUGUCGCCCAGUCUUCAAGUGUAAGAUCUCCACAAUCAAAUGAGGCUAGCUCAUCAGAUGAAGAGGAAGAUGAAGAGGUGGAGAUGCCACAUAUGCCACCCUCCAUUACAGCGUCAGCUCACAUUACUGCAUCUCAGGUCAAACCAGCUGCACCUUCAACAUCACACCAAGAUCCAUUGCAGUAUGUUUAGUUUAUUAGUUCCAGUGGUUUUGUUUCAAGCUAAUUUCAAAUAGAUCAUUUGAUUUACUUAUUUGCAAACCACACAUUUAAUUUAAAGAAUAUUUAUAAUAAUAACUGUGUAAAAUAUUUUGAUAUUAAUUUGAUUUGAAGUAAAUAAGCUUAAAUGAGGUAACUUCAAAGUUACAGUGAACCUGGUUAUAACAUGAUAAUUUGGAUCUAUCAAAUCAGAUUGGACUUAUAACUUGGGUCACUUGAAUACGGGGUUAUACAAAUAUUUUAAUUUUUCCAGGAACAUAUACUUUAUUCUUGACUAAUUUUAAAAAAUCUGACAAAUAUUAAAAGAAAUGCUUUAUUUAGUAUUUCCAAAAGAUGUCAUUAGUGUUGGGAUUAGUAAAAUAAAAAAUAAAAAAGGGAAUAUAUGUGAUCUCAUUUGUUAAAAAAAAUGAUGUUUUUAUCACUUAUUGUUAAUGAGCUAUUUGGUAUUGUAAUCAAAUUCAUAUGCUAACUCAUUCGUAAAAUGAAGUUUAAAAGUAAGUUUCUUCUUUAGAAUGCAGGAAAGGCAAGCAAUACCACUCAUGGACUAUGUUUUGAAUGUUGUAAGUGAACAUGUACAUUAAAUUGUUUUCUUUUCAAUUUACAAAUCAUAAUAAUCUUUUAAUAUAUAAGUAAAUGUUCUAUAUUCUUAAAUUUGUCUUCUAUAAAACCAUUACAUAAAACUUGUAAUUGCUUGUUUCGCCCAAAAGAUAAAGCAAUGAACUUAAUUAUACCUUAUUUGUCACUCCAAAGCCAUAGAAUCUCAUCUCUAUGACACAUACCUACAACAAAUUUGACAGCUCAAAAAAAUUAAUUCUAAAUAAUUGUAUCCUUAACCCACGACAUUCCCGUUCUGUACUAUGGCGGCCGAAAAAAUCGGCUGAUAAAACACACGUCCUGAAAGCAACUUCCAAUCCAAUAUUUAACCGGAAUUAUAGCCACUUCCUUUUAUUGAUAAUUAAAUCAUCUUCCGGUUCAAGCUGUUUUUUCGUGGUAAAGGGAAAAUAAAUACUUUUUAAUCGGAUUUUAUAUUGCUUUUUUUUUUUAAAGCUAAAUGGAUGACGCUAUGGCUGGGCCUUCAGUGCAAGAACUAAUAGAAAUAUGUUUGAAAGCUUUUUAGGAGAGGUUUUAAGUGAUACUGAUGUUGAUUUUAACAUUCCUCAUGACGAUAUCAGUUGAUAUUAUUCUUUUCGUGAAUUUUUUACUAGUUUUAGUGAUACUGAAGUAGGCCUACUGAGGCUACUGUUAGACUUCGAGCCAGCCCUGGAGGUUGGGCAAGGACUGACUGAAUUUUAGUCACAGAAUCUACAGAUUAUAGUUCAGAACUAAUAAAUUUUAUAGUGAAACAAACCAAAUCAGUUCCACAGUUCCUUUUUAAAUGUUUACUAGUCGAUAAUAACUAUUUUGCCUGAGAUUUUGUAUUUUGUACUUGGUUUUAGCAGUGGUCCUCAGUUUCUUAUAUAAAUGACCUAAAAUUGCUUUCAGAUCUUUAAUUGCAAUCAAAACCUUAGCAAACUAUACAUUUUCUGAAAGAUAAAUGAAUUGGCUACAACAUUUAGAUUUGUGUUUUCAGUGUAUCUAUAAAAAUUAAUGAUGUUAUGAGCACUUGAAAGCAAGACAUUUUGUCGAAUUUUUUUCCUUGAGAAUUCCAAGGUCAAGGACACUGAGCAAAAUUUUUUUAUGGGAUAGGCAAUACGGCCAACUUUAUCACCAUCCAUUUACCUUUCUAAAAAUAUGUACUUCAGGGGCCUUGUAGCAAUAUUUCUAUGUCAUUUAAUGCAAUUUCAAAUGGCACCCAAAACGCUCUGAAAAGCUCCACACCACAGAAUAAUGCAUGCCACAGUUCGUGGGUUAAGUCCUAAUUUUGUGAAAAUGACUCUACAUCCAGAUAUUUAUCAACUUUCUUUUCCUCCAGAUGAAAUUUGUGGAAGCCAUUUUGAGUAACAACUCAACAGAUGACCAUUGCAAAGAGUUUGUUGCACAGAACGGAUUGAAGCCUUUAAUGAGUAUUUUGGGUUUGCCAAAUUUACCUAUUGACUUUCCAUCAUCUCCAGCAUGUCAAGCCGUAUCUAGUGCUUGCAAAUCAGUUCUGGUACUAGUUAUUUCAAAAUACAAAAUUAAUAAUCGUUAGAAAAUAUACUUGGUCAUUUAACAAAAAAUAUUUUUAUGCAUCUUACACAUUUUCUUUUUUUUUCCUUUGUUGAAAUUACAAAAUAAAAUAACUUAUAUUAAUUUCUUUUAGACACUGUCUCGAGAAUCAAAAGUAAUUAAACAAGGUCUUCUACAAAUGCAUGAAGUCCUUCAGAAACUGGAGCCAUUGCAUAGGCCAUUAGAGUCUCCAGGAGGUUCUGUACUCCUUCAUGAGCUUGCUAACAGUGCACAUGUGCCAGAUGCAACUCUGUCUCCUUCUGCAACUCCACUACUCCAUGCACUUGCUUCAGCCCAUGCCUAUAUUAUGAUGUUUGUACAUGUGUGCCGUAUGGGACAGGUAAUUUUUAAUUUGUUUUUAUAUCAAUUUCUUUUUUAAAAUUGUUAACUUAAAUUAAAUUAUGCUGGAAUAUUAGAGCUGAGGAACUUUAAGUGUAAAUUAGAAAUCCUGUUUGUCACAACUGCUUAAAUUAUAUAACUCUUUCAUUUUUUAACCAUAUUUAAUUUUGAAGUGUGUUGACAUAUAGGUUUUCUAAUUAUUCAAAGAAAAUUUAACAGCAAUUUAAAAUCACUUUUUGAUAAAUAGAUUCGACCUACUUUUCAGACUGAUAUCCGAACAAUCUCUGUGGACAACUGGGGUUCUGACCUUGGCUUGGAAGUGUUGAAAGGCUUAAGUUCUUUGUACAACUCUCUGGUAUGGGAAAGCACAGUUUUGCUGGCAUUAUGCAAUGAGGACUAUUUACCUGCAGAUUGUCCCUUUGGACGGGCUGAUUUAGAAAAACUUUUGAGUAAAGAUGCUCAUGAGAAGGGGGAAAAUGCUGAUGUAGGAGAAGUGGGCAAAGAAAUUAAAGUGGCAGAAGGAAAAGCUACUGGUGAUAAAAGGCAAGAAGUGGGAGGGAUGACACGUGGAACUGGAGAAACUGGUAGUAAUGGUGUAAGUGUUGCUAUGGAAACACUAACCACAGGAGAAGAACGAAUGGAUACAUCUGAGCCAGGACAAGUUAUUCAGAAUACCCUAAUUACAACAGAGACUGGUGUAUCCAGUAAUGUUCUGCAGGAAAUAACACAAAGAAGCAUUGUAGAUGCAGGUCAGUCCCUUAACCCCAUCCCAGGUGUGGUGACAACAUCAACGUCGUCAACUUCUAUUGAAUCAGAUAUUUUGCCUGGCCCCAUUGGCCUGGGGUCAGGAUCAGAUGACAAAGAGGCCAAGAAAAAAGUUUCUCCAGCCAUGCAAGCCCAGUUGCGUCAAUUAAAACCGUUAUUAACAUUAUCAUCGCGUCUAGGCAGGGCAUUGUCGGAACUUUUUGUGUUGCUGGUAAAACUUUGUGUUGGCUCACCUGUACGCCAAAGGAGGUCACAGCAGCCACCACCAACUCCACCUAUUCCAUCACCGGCAGCUAGGGCUGUUGCACUAGCACUCACAAAGUUGUUAGCCGGUGGACUUUCAUUUCAGCCACCUCUGUGUGCUCCUCAGCCAAAAUUAAGGUAACUAUAAUUUCUCUUCUUUUGUUCUUGUUUUCAAUUUCAUUACCGGUAAAUUUACUUCAUAGGGUGUAUUUGAAUUCUUGCAUGAUCCCUUUAUGGACAAAUUAGUGAUUACCUGAUUUUUUUGCCACACUCAAAGGAUACAUUAUAUGACAAGAGUAGAAUAAAGCUUUACUUAAAGAUAGAGCAUUAGAAUUAUAGUUAUUAUAUUAUUAUUUGUUUAAGUAGUUGGAGACUUCAUGUACACAAAUCUGUUUUUCUUUUUACCACAGACCCUAAUCCAUAUUUACUCACACGAUCAGUUAAUAAUAUAAGGGUACAUAACAGAAGCAUGCCAGACUAAAGAUAUCUAUAGCAUCUUUUCAGCCUGGUAGACUUUUUCCCUGUUUAUCCUUAAAUCUAUUUAUUUGCCUUGUCUUUAAAGAUUAUUUUUUCCUUCUAGAAUGACAUUUUUGGUGUGCUCAGCUGGAUUUACAGCCCCAAUGUUGUUUGAUGAGAAGAAACAACCCUAUCACUUAAUGCUUCAAAAGUUUGUGGCUUGUGGGGGUCAGGCUGCUCUCUUCCAGUAAGUCAGACAACCUUGACUAACUUAUUUCAUGUGAUAUACAUAUCAAAUUUCUUUAUUCCAUGUCACUAUUGAAAUUUAACAUCAUUUAUAUCUUCUGAAUUAUUACAAAGUGUUAAACCUGUGGUGGUGGUUGAGGGGAGGUCCCUCCCUGGAUAACAUAGUGUCUAGACAAUAAAAACUUUCUUAUACACCCAAUAUGUCAAUUGGGAAAUUGCGUCGGCGGACCAUCGAGCGUGAGCUCGUAAUGCCCCUCCUGGCACACCUCAACAAGGGCCAGACGCCGGGUUAACCGCCGCCAGACCGUGUGGCGGCACGCCGGGAACCUCUUCCGGCCAGGACCACCUGUGGCCAUCGGUCGGACCCCGCUCAUGGAUGUCUGGUUGACCGAAAAUGCUGCUUUUAAAGCGUUCCCAGCUGACCCUCCCAAGGAGUUAGGAUGGUUGAUUUACGUCCUUCAACCUUCCCAUCCCGGGGAAGCAUUGGACACCCUUUAAGAGGGUUUCCUACAGUGGGUUUCCACCCCGCAACUAGUUUGUGUGCUGGGACGAAACGGUGGCCCAGGAGCAGCUUUCUCAGGGCUGCGUUGUUGGAAUCAUGGGCUAGCGGUUUUGCACCUUCGCCUUUACUUCCAACUGUGAAGCGUCACGGUUGGCAGCCCUGUAGGUGCUGUUUUAUUUCCUGCAGAUACCACGCAUGUCCCUUGUCUGCCCACACAGGACAUGCAAUAGUGGUUUUGUUCCCCGGUUUAAUGUCGAGGGGGGUCCGGUGGCCAGCUCAUCCCAAUCGGCAAGCCACCAUAGGCUUGUUGACCGGUUCCCCUAUAGAGCUUUAUUGUACAGUGUUUUAUGAUAGUAAUCAUCAAUUUUUGCCGUCCAAUAAUACCAUAAGUGUAGAAUUGUUUUUCCUAUGUUUGAAUUGCAAUACUUCCGUGCCGUUAAAGAAGGAAAAAAGGCAGUUUGGGUAAUAGGUGCUAGGAUAAUCAGUGUUCUACUUUAAUCUGAAAAAUAUUCUUUUAGAUGGACUUGAUGAACAUAGGUCAGAUAUAAUUUUGCUAGAACAUCAUAUGGCCUACUUUGUUUUCAGAAUCUACUUUUACGUAUUUACAUUUGCUAAAAUAGAUUAAUAUUGUUUAUUUUCUAGUAAGUAAUUUUAAAUAUUUUUUAUUUAGGUCUUUCUCCUGGGCCCUUUCAAUAAAUGGAAAAGUGCCUUUGUCAGAGGGACUAGAACAUGCAGAUCUUCCAGGUAUCUCAUCAGAUAUAUGCAUAUGUCUGACAUUCACAUGUAGACUUCAAGAUUUACUCUGAAAGAAAUUGCAAUCAAAUGGGCUAUAAUAUUUUACAUGUUUUAAAUUCAUAUUCAAAUUUUAGAAAUAAAGUUAAAUAUUUUUCCAGCUCUUUGCAAAUUUUAUAACCAAAAAGAAACUCAAAGUUUGUUCUACUCUAUCAGUAGAUAUUUUGUCAUAUAAAAAUGGAUUUAACUUGAGCACAGAGUAUUGAAAUGCCUCUUAGUACAUAUAGUUGAAUAGCCAAAUUGUACACACGUUUUAUGUUAUUCUUCUUUUCUCUUAGUUUUGUUUAAAGAUUUAACAGUUCAUACACACUUUUCUUGUACAUGUGUGUAUUGAAUCACAGAAUUAAAUACAUUUGAAUUCCUAUUUAUAUUUCAGAGGGAACAGGAGAGUUUUUAGACUCCUGGCUAACUUUAGUUGAGAAAAUGAUCAAUCCAAAAGCUGUUCUUGAAACUCCACAUACACUUCCUUCAAAAGACAAAGCGCCUGGUUUGACUCCUUUUAAUCCAGUGCAAUAUUUAAUUAGCACACAGAAGGUAGAAAUGCUUUUUUACACAUUUGAUACUUAUUUUUUUGUAAAUGUGCAUUUACUUAGCUGGAUUUUAAUUACGGUCAUCUGUUCAGUUUUGUUUUUUUUUUACCUUGAAAUGAAACUUUUUUGCACAAGUUGUAAUGCCUUAAUUGCAAACAAUUUUUGUUAACCUUAGCUUUAAAAAUGUUUUGAUUUUACCAUGCAGGCUGCUUUUAAUUCUGUGAUGAAUUUGUGGAACAAAAAGCCACUUCUUGUACAUGGUAGUCGUAUGUCUGAAUCUGUGUUGAUGAUUCUAUGCCAUAUUAUUGAUGGAGAAGCAAAAAUAAAGGUAAUCAAUUCUGACUAAUUAAGGGUGUUCCUGCCUUUAUAUUGUAUAUUUUUUAUUGACAUAAAAGAUAAUAAAGUGACUUCUUUACUUUAUUGUAUGAUUUAUACUUGAUUAAUUAGCAGGAUACUAUCUCCAAUUCAGAAAUAUUUAGAGAAAGAGAAAGCCUCUGCUCCUUCAGGCUCAACUGGAGAUACUGCUGUUGAUCUUAGUGGGGCGGGGCCCUCGGGAAUUACCAGUAACAUUGGUGCUGCCGCUGUCCCUGUUCCUUCUGUCACCACUAGAAGAACCCUGGAUUCCUUGGUCAAUCAGGCACAUCUGCAACAAGUAAGAUAAAGUAAAGCAUAUUCAGGAAAAAAAUACAUAUUUUUUAUUUGAAAUAUCCUUUGAUGUAAUUGUAAAAGUUUCCAUUGGGCUGAUUAUGCAAAAUAACCUUCAAUUUAAUAAUGACUUCAGAAGACCUCAGUUUUCUAAAAUUGUGUAGACUAGUAUUUUUAAACAUAAAUCGCAUACAAUUUAUGUCAUACAGUUAAUGGAUAUGGGCUUCACUCGUGAGCAGGGAAUAAUGGCCCUUAACAACACUAGUAGUCUGGAACAAGCCACAGACUACAUUCUCACUAAUCCAGUUCCAAGUACAGCUCAAAAUGUAAGUAAUUUUAAUGUCAAAUACUUCAAAUAGAUUUCAAAGCCCCCUAAAGACUCCAUUUCUGGGUUCAGUAUCUAGUUGUAAAUAUGAAUACUACGUAAAAGAUAACAUGGAAAUGUGUACCACUCCCAGAGAACAUGUCAUAAGUAACUAAGUUCAUAGAUCAGUCUUCAGAUUUUAAGAUGUGGUCUUCAGUCUAAUUUAUGUUUAAAAACUUGAUACUACUUUGGACUAGUUUAAAUGAGGAAUAAGAAGAAAGCGAAAUUCAUAUGCCUGCAUGGAUUAACCCAAUUUUUAUUUUUUAAUACAUAAAGCUGAUAAGGCAAAUUCAUAUCACCAUAUCUCUUUAGAUCAGGGGUCUCAAACUCGCGGGCCAUAUGCGGCCUGCAAGACAAUAUUUUGCGGCCCGCUAUAUGACAGCAAAGUUUAGCGUUAAUGCGGCCCGCACGUUUUUGGCAUUUCUAUAUCUAUAAUGUGACCCUCUGCGACUCGAAUCUCACCGACUAGUCUAAUUCUGAUUUUUAUUUUGUCUAUAGAUUUGGAUGUUGAUUAUAAUGGUUAAAACCGUUUUAAAAUCAGACUAAAAGUUUUUAAUUUGUAGCAUUUUAUGAGACAAAUAUGGCCUAAUUGCGGUUUUGAGAAAAGACGCUUUGGAUAUUGUAUAUACAUACUUCAAAAUUUUUAAGAGUCAGUUAGUGGGUAAUGCACAACCAUAAUUGUGUAAAUCGUAGCAAUCUGACACUGUAUCAAAGAAUCCCUAUUCAAAUUGCAGCUAAUGUUUACGAGUGAAGGAAAUUCUGAACCUGUCAGCUUGGUCACUUGCGCUGCCAGGUCUCUGGUAACAAGCAGUAGGAGGAAGAAAAUGAAGCCUAGUUCUUGAGAACCCUUAAUGUUUUUAUUUGUUAUUACUAAAGGCUGAGCAGAUUGUAUUAGUUGUAGUUUGUUGAAUUUGUAAUUGCUUUUGUGUGUGGAAUACUUGAUGCGGCCCAGUCUCACUCAGACUCUGCCUCCUGCAGCCCCCGGAUGAUUUGAGUUUGAGACCCCUGCUUUAGAUGAUAUAAUAUAAAUUACCAAAUAAAAUUGAAAUUAGUUAAGGAGGUAAACGAACUGUUAUUAGAUAGAAAAUAUUCCCAAUGGUUAAAGGACUGUUGGCUAUAUUCUUAAAAAAGCACCACUAUGAUCAGUCAGUAAUGUAGUACCAUUGCAAUGAUGACUUGUUAACAGCCACUCCUCUUCUGCAAGUACACAAAACACAGCCAAUUUUAAGAAUGAAAAAAAAAAACUGAAAGCCGACAGUACAGUAAACUUAGAAGUUUCCAGUAGCUUAUUUAUAAGAGGGGUUUACCGUACUCUGUUUGCAGCCGUUGGCUGGGGCCAUGGACCAAGACAAUGAUGAUGACCAGAUGAUGAGAGCCAUAGCCAUGUCUUUAGGGGAAAAUGCAGUCAUGUCCACUGACCAGGUAAUCUUGUCAGGGGGGAACACACAGAGAGGACCAGCUUUUAUGACAUGACUUCCCUCAAGCUUGAGACAAAUUAAGCUGUAAUAGUUAACCAAAUCUAUGCAUUUAAGUAUAUAAAAAGUAUUCAUACAUAAUUAGUGCACCUUUAACAUUGAGAAAGCCAUUUUACUGACCAGAAAGCAUUGCAGUUGUUAAAAUGACAAAUCUAUUUUUACUUCAUCCAUAGGAUAAAUUUGAUUUGUGGUGUUGACAUAGCUUAAAGAAGUUGAUAUACAAUUACUCUUUUAUAUGUUGAUAGAUAUGUUUUGUAUUACUUUGUUUUUUGUGUUGGUAAAAAUGUAAGGUACAUCUUAUGUCUUCUUGAAUAAUUCUUGCUUUUAUUUCAAAAUUAGUUAAAUUCUUUUUUAUGUAUUAUUUAAAAAAUUUUAAAAUAAACAGUACUUUAUUGUCCUUUUCAGGGAAAGAAUGAAGGGAAAGAUGAGAAAGUGAACAAUGAAGCUGAAGAAAAACAAGAAGCAGAAGAACCCUUGGACACUGCAGUGCUAGAUGAGUUUACUUACAACAUAUUUCCUGGUAAAUUAAUAUUAAUCUAGUUGAAUAUAUUUCCUGGUAAAUUAAGAUUAUUAAGUUCAAAAUAUUUCCUGGAAAAUUAAGAUUAUUUAAUUUGAUUUAUUUCCUGGUAAAGUAAGAUUAAUUUAGUUCCUCAUAUUCCCUGGUAAAUUUAGAUUAUUUAGUGCAUCAUAUUUCCUGGUAAAUUAAGAUUUAGUCAUUUUCUCCCAUCUGCUAAACCCACUUUAAUGCAUAAUAAUAUUCAUCAUUCAAAAUAGGUAAAAUAUUUCCUCCACUAUAUUUAAAGGGGAAAGAACACACUCGUUUCCUAUUUUAAAUUUAAACUAUUACUACUACUACUUUAAGCAAUAAAUUUUUAAAAUUAUUACUUUUAUUAUUAUUAUUGGUUUUAUAUAACCUGGUGGCUCACCACUCUGUACAUAUAUUUCAACAAACAUAAUCAUAAACUUAAAAAAUUAAUUAACAUACAUUAAUUAAAUAAAACAAAACAAAUGUAUAUUCACUCCAUCCAUUCAAGAACUAUUUACAUGUCAAGCCAUGGAUGGCACCCAGCAUCAUCGAUUAUCUAAAAGGCAUCCUUACCUUUAUAAUUUGUUUUACUAAAUGACAGGUUGCCUUAACUUGUUAGACACAUUACCUGAAACAGUAUAUAGGGUCUGUGAUCUUCUCAUAGUUGUAAUGGCACGAAAUGGUGCUAGUUGGAAGAGAGAAACAUUGGGUACACUUUGCAAAGACGUAAGUAGUGCAUAAGAAGAGCUUUUAGUACAUCUGUUAAUAAUUAAUUUCUAUUGCCCAUCUGUAUAAGUUGAAUUUAAUUCUUAUAAUAUUUAAAUACACUCUAAAAACAUAGCAUUAUUCCACAUAAAACAAAAACAUUUAAUUCAUCAUUUCUCAGCUCUGUGCACUGUGUGAUGAAAUGACAAGCUAUGCCCAAGAAAUGAAUUUUACAGCUAUGCAGAGUUCUCCUAGUGCCCAAAAGUUUGCCACGCGACUACAUCUUCUCAGCUUACUUGCAGAGGUAAAUUUAAAAUAGAGAUUUUAAUUUUAAAAUCACCAACCAUAAAAUUCACCAACGACCUUCUGUUAGAGAUGUUGGCUUAACAAUAGAAAACCUGUCCCAUCUAAAAAUCUAUUUUACUGACUUCAGGUUUCACAUACAAUAUCUUUCACGUCAUGUUUUCUAAAGCCAGCAUAUCUGAUUCGGUUUAAAGUUAAGUAAGAAUUCAAAGUCAUGUUGUCCAAAAUUAAAGUAUGCUGUCAACGGUUCCACACAGGAGAUGAACCUGGCCUGUGCUUUAGCAAUGCAAGGUGUUAAUCUUCCAAUGCGUAUUGUACAACUCCUUCAAAUAAGCAAAGAUGUCAUGCUGUGUCCAAGUCAAAUUGCUGAUUCUAAACUUACACCAAAGUAUGUAAAUACAUAAUUUUAGUUACAAGUAAAGUUUACAUAUGUUAUAAUUUAACAAACUUUAUUAGAAGAAAUAAAACCACCACAGCAAUAAAAACAAAAGAGAACUAUUUACCAAUCCUUGUUAAUAAUUUAAUUAAUUAUUUUUAGAUGGUUGGCCCCCAUGUUAUUACUCUUGGACUUAUGGGAGAAGAUAUCUGUUGCACUUAAAAGGAAGAUGCAAGCCAGAAUAGCUGUGGUAAGUGACAAUGCCUUUCUUGUAAAAGAAAUAGAGUGUAAGUUUCAAGUUAGCACAUUAGCAUCCUUUACAUGUUUUUUUUCAGCUGUCUAAUUAUGCUUCUUGUCUCUUUUUGUGUGGGUAUAUUCAGGGUGGAAACAGAACUUGGAAAUGGUUUGAUGACAGCAGUGGACGCUGGUGUAAAUAUAGCACAAAUAAUAAUGCAACGAUUGAUGAGGCUUACAGAAAAGGAGAAAACUUUGUUAGGUACCAUUGAAGUUUAAUAACCGAAACACAUAGGGCCUACUGAAACUUAAAUAUAUAUGGCCUGCAAGCAUGUACAAAUUAUGAUUAUCUGUUAAAGCCUUUACUUUAAAUAUUUAUAAUGUAAUAACAUGGUAACAUGAAAUUUAAAAAAUUAUUCCAUUGCUUAUUUUUGAAACUGAAUUUUCAGUAAGUUUAAAAGCCAAUCAUUCAAUGAUAUACAUAAAGUGUAUUAAUUUUCAUGCAGCCUUCUUCACAAAAAGGUUGACCACUCCUCUUUUAACCCAUGUCAGGUUUUUAUUAAAUUCAACUUCAAAAGAUUUAAGCAUACAUAUUUUAUACAGUCAUUAACAAACAGUAUAUGUAUUCUAUUUUCAAAGGUUUCAAGCAGGCAGAAGAAAGUAUAAUGUUCAAUUUGGAACUAUGAUUCAAGUGAGUGUAAUUUUUUAAUGUUUAAAGUUUGUAAACAUAUUAUUUAAAACCACUCAAAUUCAAAUUUCUUUGAAAGGAUUGAAUGAUGCUUAUCUUUCAAAACUUCUUUUCCAGUUAAAUGAAGAGACGGGAAACAGACGCCCAGUAAUGCUGUCUAUACCAACUGCAGAAGAGAAACCACAAGGGAAAAAAGAAAUCAAAGAAAGCAGUUCAGAUGAGCAAGCAAUAGGUGAGUCUUUAAGAGCUAAUCAUAACCUUUUUGCAUUCCAUAUAUGUGAAUCAUUUUAAAAGAUGAUGACCGCCAAUAAUCUAAGUAAAUCACUUUAUUUGUGUUGUAAAAGACUGACAUAAAUGUGUGAAUAAUUUUUAUAAAAUAUUAUUUUCACAGAAGAGAUUAAGAAAGAAUUUGAAGUCCCUGAUGACAUGGAGGACUAUCUACCUGGGCUUAGUCAUGAGAACAUAGAAGUUGUUAUUGGGUAAUUGUUUUUACCUUUCAUUAAAAAUGGUUCUGCAUGAAUUCAAAUUAAUGAAGCAUAGUUACUAAUGCUUCUAAUAGGAAUAAUAAUUUAUCAGAGUAAAAUAAAUAUACCUUUAAAAAAAUCAAAAUUUAACAGAGCAAAGGUGUUGAUCUAAUAAGAUUUACAUUUCAAGUAAAUAAACUUAUUAAAAAUUUUCUUUUUAUGUCCAAUUAGCUGCCUCAGUGCCUAUCUCAGUAUUCAUCUAAAUCCAGACACUCUUCAUGCUGCCAUGCGACUAAUUUUACGCAUGACUCGACAACACCAAUAUGCUGUUAAGUUUGUCGCUGAAGGUGGUGCUAAAAGACUACUUACUCUAACAUCAGAAUCUAAUUUUCAAGGUUUCUUGAGCUUAGCUACCCUUAUCUUUCGACAUAUAUUGGAAGAACCUGUAUCCCUACGAUAUUGCAUGGAAAAGGUUAGUGUUAACAUUCAUUUUAUUCAGUAAAAAGGUUAUUAAAAAAAUUAAAUGCAAUUAUCAUCUUCUAUGAUUUGUUAAGGUAAUUACUGUUUAUUAUGUUACAGAAGCUGUGAAUACAUUAUUUAUAACAUUUAGACAAAUGUAGUUGAUUUUUUGUUGAUUAACUCUCUGCAGUCGGACGUUUUUUUCACAUUUCUUAAAAAUCUUAAUGUGAUUUUUUAAAAUAAUUAAUUAACUGGUCUGAAAUAGCUCUGAUCUGAUCAGUUAAAUAUAUUAACUUGUUCAUCUUUGACUCAGCUAUCAUAAGAUAUUUUUUGUAUAUUUUAUUUUCUUAGUUAUAAAAAUAAUUGAAACAUUAUUGGAGAAUUAUUUUUUUUCAUUUUAUGCAAAAAUUUGACCAAAUCUUUACACAGUAUGAAGGGAAAAAAAAAUCCUUGUUAUAAAAGAUUUAAAAUUUAUUUAAAUAAAAUACUUCAUCAACUUAUACAAUUCAUAGUCAAACAUGACAAAAAUUCUUUGAACAAUCAAAAAGUUGUCAACAUUUUAGCAAAACCUAUAUUUUGUCUUUUUUUCCUAAAAAAUGCACUAUAAUUUUUCUUUUAAUGAAAAUUAUGUUUUGUAUGUAAUAUAUUUUAAAAAAUGGGUCUCAUAGCUUAUAGAUUUGUAUAUUAAAUAUAUUUCUUAAUAAUUCUUGAGUAAAAGAUGACUAAGUAAAAUUUGAUGAAUAUAUAAAUAACUCAAAACAAGAGUCAAUUUUUUUUUUUUUUAAAUUUUAAAAUAGCGGUAUUCGCUGAUGUUAAAGUUAAAAAAAAUUAAAAUGUAUCAGUACAAUAUUGCUAAUUUUGAUAUACAUGUCAAAUACGAUCCAUUCCUCACUAAUGUGAUUUAUUUUUUCCCAUGUACCAGCAUUUUUAUAUAUCUUUGUUAUAAUCCUCACAUAACACAGGCUGAUAAACUACAGUAUUCCUUAAUUAUAUUUAUGGACUCUGAACAAAUAUUAUUUCUUAAAACAGUCUGCAGUUUUAUUAUAGUAAUUAUAUUUGAUAAAUAAGAGCUUGUUCUGGACUUGAUUUCUACAUAAGAUUAGGUAAGAUUUUUCACCACAGAAUAUUCACUCAAUAAAGAACCUGUGGAAAAAAAAAAUGAUUGAUUCAUAAAUAAAUUAACACUAAUGGUAUCAGUAAUGACAUGCUAUCAGUAAGGGAAAAUACCAUUAAUCCUAGUCCAAAUGCCUAAAUUAGUAUAAAAGUAAACCAUUGUACAUAGAAAAUACAUUAUAACAUAUGUUAUAACAAUAUUUUGAGUUUAUUCUUUAUGCAUUUUGCUACCAAGUGAUUAGAUUAAAACUUACCACCACUUGUUUUUAGGGUAAAAUCUUCAAAGAUAUUCAUCCAGUAACUCUGUAACUCAGUAAAAGGGUGGAGUCCAGGCUUAAUAUUUAGGAUCAAUAAGGAAUAAGGGCUUCUUGAUCCAAUAUCUGCAUUUUUGUCUCUCUCUCCUCCUUCCCAAUAGAGUUAGAGAGCUUUUAAUAAAAACAUAAAUGUUUCUUUUUUUAUUCUGCCGACAGUAGUCUCUACUAAUACUAGUGACUAGCGAUAAUGAUAAUUAAAUUUAAACAGAUUUCUACUAUGCAAUAUUAGAAAAUUUAGAAGAUUAUUCUUGGCUGUAACAUAUUUUAAAGAAAUAUAUUUAGUUAAUAACUCAGAAGUCCUUAACUUUAAAUUUAUUUAAUUACGCAAGUUCCAAUCGACCGAAAUUUUCCGCUAUUUUUUUAAAAUAUUUAUUUCGCAUAGCGACGCUAUUUAUUUAUUAUAUAAUUAUUGAAACUCAAUAUAAUUCAAAUAGAAUAUAUCAAUGUAAGUAUAAAUGGAUAAUAUAUACUUCAGCCAAUUAAAAUUAUAAAAAUAUCACUUUAUUGUUUUAUUAUUAAUUUUAAAGUCGGGAAAUGAUAAUUAAAAUUAAGCUUACUUGUUUACGAUAGCAUUAGUCGGUACUUUUAUAUGCAAAUCGUGAUAAAUUUCAUGAUUAGAGUCUCCAUUUGGAUACAUUGCUUUAGACAAACAAAUAACUCCUUGAUAAAUCGGGAAAUUAAAAUCAUUUGACAAUAUUCAUACUACUAUUUAAUUUUUUUUGUGAGACUUAUAUUUUUUGUUUUUUUGGAAAUCUGCGAAGCUUUCAAGGUAUACUCCGCGCUGAAUAAGUUUCCAAAAAUAUUUUUUUAAAAUAGUAAUUUCAAAUUUUGUAAUAAUUUUAAUUUUUUUACAAAUACUUAAACCAAUGAAACAAAUUAUUAAAAUAUAAUAAAUAAUUUUUUUCAAUAAAAAAAAAAGUUAAAAAAUAAAUAACCCACCCACAAAUUCUAUGGUACUUAUAUGUACCAUUUCUCUAUAGUCGGACUGCAGAGAGUUAAUCAAGUUACUUAUUUUAUGCAGUUUCUUUAAAAAAAAAAUGAUUUUAUGUAUGAAAUAGCAUAAAGACCACUGUUAUCUUUAUGACAUUUGGAAGUGUUAACCAAAAAUGUACCCAGUCAUAUCCAAAAAAAAAAUGUUUUAAUUUAAAUAUUAAUAGCCUGUGAAUGAAAGUAAUAAAAAAGGAAAUACUUAAGUUGCACCUUGAUAGGCUUGUAUACACUAUCCCAAUAGUGUUCCUAUUUAUUUUAAUUUUUAAAAAUGAAGAAUAAAUGUUUUCCAAAACCAUGGGGGCUAGCUAACAAUUCAUACUGCUCUCAAUAUUAACAUAGAUAUUAUCAUAGUUAAGAACUUUUGGUAUUUCAAGCCAAUGUAUUGUGAAUUGCACAAAUUGUUUAUAACUUAAAUUGUUUAUUAUUCUAAAGGUCAUGCGGAAUGUGUGUGCUGGAAUAGGCUCUUGUCAGUCAGGUGUCAGUCAAGGUGUUGUGGGUGCCAAAGAAAUGCAUUAUGUUCUUAGAGUCUUGGGACCAGCCGCCUGCCGUGAUCCUGAAAUGUUUGCUCAGGUGGCAAGAGACACUUUACAGAUAGCCCUUCCGCCUGCUUCUAUUAGAGGUGUGAAUUUAAAUUUAAGAGUAUUUAUUUUAAAUGAUGAAAAACUUUAUUAGAUAUUGUUAGAACAAGCCAGAGUUAAAAUAAUUAAUCCUAAAUAUAGUUACCUUCCUUAUGGGUGGAAUCUUUAAAUGUAUGCCUCAAAUUAUUUUCUCCAGGCAAUUUUAAAUUAAACUUUUGGAAACAAAACUCAAACAUUAACUGAAAAAACACAAGAUGCAUAAUUUUUUCUUAGACUCUUUCAAAUGUUCACUAGCCCUAAUGAAGUUACCAGACCACAAUUUUAAUUGUAAAUCAAUGGGACAGAGACUUUUAAAAUAUGAUUCUAUAUUUACUUUUGAAUUUAAUAUCCUUGACAUUUGCUAAAGAAAUUGUCUUAAAAUUAUACACCCUGUACCACACACCUAUUUGUAAAAAGCAAUAUUAGGUUAUUCUUACUUCUUAUCAUCCAAUUUUAGAUGAAGAUGAAAGUCGUUAUUGUGGCCCAAAUGCUCCCCAGAUCCUUAAAUGCACCCCCACUAAACAGCUGGAGUCUCUAGUCAACCCUUCUAUCAAAACAUUUAUUUGGGACCUAUUGAAUGCCCUCAUUGCAGAGCAACCUAAAAAAACUGCCAAAGACAGUAAGUUUUUAUGGUAAAAUAUUUGUAGUAAACCAUUUCAUUUGAAUGAAUAUUAGUAUUAAUAUGUGAAAGGACAUUCGUAAUAUAUUUUUAUUCAUCAUUAAUUUUGCUUAAAAAAAUUAUAAUUUUGUUCCUAAAUAUUCCAUUUUUUAUUGGUUUCUUACAAUUUUCCUCUGUUGUUAUAUUAACUGCAACUUAAAUUUGGCUAGGUACCUCUUCACUAACUAAAGGAUUGUUGACAUUAUCAGAGGCUAUACAGGAGGCAGUUUCAGAGGGCUAUUCAGGAAAUAGUGCUCACUUCUCCUAUGUGAUACGGUGUGGAACAGGAGCUAACUCACAGACAUCUGGAGAUACUGAACAGGCAUCUGGGGUAGGUUUGCUAAUAUAUUACUCAUGAAAUGGUUCUUACUGUCUUACUGCUACUGGUUAGCAAGCUUCAUUCCAAUCUAGUUUCUGGAAUCAAUAAUAAAAAAAACUAUUUCUAUAUAUCAUAUAUUCUAGCUAUGACUGGGACAGUUUAAUGAACAUUUUAGAAAUAUAUAGUGAAAAAAAAUUAAAAAAACAAAAAAACUUUCUCAACUUUCCGAGGGUACAAUUUCUAUCCCCAUUUUAAAUGUUUAAAAAAUUAAUAUGAAUGAUAAAAUUUAGUUUUUUCUAGAGAACUGGCUUUAGUUAUGUCUAGCAACAUAUUUUAACAAAAUCUAUUUCAAAUUUGUUACAAAUAAAAACAUAAGUGAAUUUUGAAACAUAAACUUUUAUAUGUGUAAAAUUCUAAUUAAGUUUAAAUUUAGUGAAUCAAGUGGCACAUGGGCAUGUUUAGUACAAAAAUUAUAAAUUUUGGUUGAUUUACAAACUACAAAAAUAUAGAAUUCUUUUAACUGUCAAAAAAAAAUGUAUAAACGACUGACAGCUGCUUUCUAGUUUAAUCUAGUUAAUCUAUUACAGGAAAGAAUGUAAUUUGAAUCAAUGCCUUUACCAAUGUACACUCCCAUUUUCCCAGGCAUUUUUAACUAAAUAAAAUUGAAGAAAUUUAAUGCCUUUCUCAUCAACUUAAAAUGUUAUUUUUAUGCAGGAAAAAGAAUCAUCUCCAACAGGAGUAGAAGGCAACAAUUGUCCCACUCUUUCAGCCUUGAUCCCCAAAUCAGCAAUUCUGAGACUUUUGUCUGAAAUUAUUAGAUCCUAUGGGAACUGCGUACAACUAAUCACUCAAUACAAUUACCUCCCAGGGCAGACCGAGCUUGUUCCAGAUGUAAGUCAUUUGGUUAAUUAAGCUAAUGUCACCAUAUAAAGCUGAGUUCAAUAUGCAACAAAAUAAAACUCCUGAUAACAGCACAAAACAAGGUGUAUGUGUUCAGUAGCUACUGUUUUUACAACUUUUGGAAAGUCUAUAGUAAUUUUGCAGUUCAGGGGCAGGAAAAAGGGUUGGAUAGGCCUUUAUUAUUUAGAAGAUUACAUUUUUUCUUCUUAAGGAGGAAAGUUUGAUUUACUAUUUCCUAAUUACAAAUUUAAAGGAUGUGGAAAAUUGUAAUUUUCAAAUCAAAACCUGAUUCAGCUACCAUUACAUAUGUAAAAAUUGCAUUGUUAGAUGUUGAGACUUGGCAAGUAGAAAGUAGUGCAAAGGCCUUCCAUUACACACUGGUUUAUAUCUUCUAGUUUGAUUUAGACAAUAUCAAUAUCACUAAAUUUUAAAAUUACUUCUUUACUGUCAGUUAAGUAUAAUAUCUUAUAAUAUUAGUCAUUGUUUCAUGAACGUUUUAUUCCAGGGCUGCUCUGUCCUUGCUUUUGUGCUUGACAGUCUUUUACCCAGCUCCCAAGAUGUUGGGGACAAUGACUGCCCAGCUUUGUCUAGAGUGUUUAUUGCAAGCAUAGCGUCAUGUAGUCACAGUCCUGAUGCUCAAAUGGCUUUAGUGACUGAGGUGAAAGGAGCCCUGCAGCGGGCCUUAGCACUUCCAGAGGGAUCCUCAAAGCAUCAGAGAAUCCAGGCUUUAGCUAGUAUUAUUAACACUAUGAUUGAUUCCUGCCCUACACCUGGGCAAGUGCCAAAUCAAGUUUUUAAGGGUAGGCAGCAUUUCACAGUGUGAAAUACACUAAGGGCACACCUAAAUUAUAGGUUAUUUGGAAUGAAAUUUCAUUCUUGCCAAAAUAGUUUAAAUUAAUACAACCACACAUAUGCACUCCAUUUUUGAAUUCACAUGGACCGGAAUACCUACUUACAAAUUUAGUAUACAAAUACAUCCCAUUAACUAAACCAAUUGGUUAUACAAUUGUAAUACCAGUUUUAUUUAAAUAUUCAACUCAAAGAACAGCAGAAAAAAACAUUUUAGAUUUAUUAGCAUUUAUAUUUUGCAAAUGAUAUUAUUAGAACUUUGUAUUAUUAAUUUUUUAAUAGGACAACAGGUGUUGAAUAACAACAUGAUGAAAAUACUGGUGAAGAAAGGGGUGCUGGUUGAUCUUGCUCGCAUCCCUCACAGUUUAGACCUAUCCUCACCAUUCUUAGCACCAACCAUCAAUGCUGCCCUGAAACCUCUAGAGACACUGUCCCGGUCAGUGAACUCUCCAGACAAAUUUGUGUCCAUGAAAAAAGCAAGUGGAGAUCACAAUACCACUGCUCCAGACCAGGGAGGAACCACAACUCAAGUGGUUACAGAGCCAUCACUUCCCAAUGGUGAUUAUUUUAUGUUUUGUGUUUUUAGCACCUCAGAAAAUUGGCAUGGUAUCCAAGUACAUGUGAUUUCAAGAUAAGUAGAGCUUGAAACUUUCUAAUGUAAUUCAUUACUUACUUUGCAAAGGUUUGUUAAAAACAUGUUAUUACUAAUAAUAAUCAGUAUUUUAUUGAUAAUGGACUUCAAUGGACUUCUUCUGCACAAGCUGUAUAUUGUCUACUUAAACACAUCCCACCUCACUAAGGAAAAUAUUUGCAUUGUCUCAAAAUAUUCUUCAAAUAGUUUUUAUAAUUCAUACUCUGAAGUAAAUGCUAGUUUAUUUUAUACCAAUAAAUAAAAUAUGAUACUGUAUGAGCCCAGAAGAUUAUAUUUUGAAAAAAAGAAAAGUUUAAAAUAAUUUGCUUAAUUUUUAAUAUAAAUAUUUGGUAUAAAAAUGUAUAAUUGAUCAUAUUUAUGCAGUUUAGUUUUAAAAAAUAUUUAAUUCAAAAGUUAAACAUGAUUAAUUCAUUUAUUUACAAGCAAAGAUGGAGAGAAAUGUCAGCAAGCGGUGAGUCUGCUACAGAAAUGGGGUGGAGGGUAAUCUCUUUUAAUUGGAAAAAAUAUAUUUUAUGAUUUUUCAAAUGUAGUUAUUUUUGUGUUUCAAGUUGAGGAGUCCCAGGGUGAGUCUUUGCCUGCAGCCUCUGUUGCAAAUGAGAUGAAUGUUACAAUUGAAGAUGUGACCAACAACCCAGAUGCCCAGAUAGAUUUAGAAACUGCUAGUGAACAUCAGAUAGCUGAACCUCAAGUUGUAGGCCAAGUAAGAAAGCUAGUGAAAUGUUCUUUAGCUCAGUAGUCAUUAUUUUCUCAUUGAAAAUGUACCUUAGAUUUAAUAUAAUAGUUAUUAUAAUAGGUAUGGCAUUUCUUUUUUCAAUUUUAUCUAAUUUUAUAGAAAUAAAUUUUAUUUUCAUCUUGCUGUUCAUUGUGUUCUAGAAAGUUGGUCCUUUUUAAAAUAUAAGGUAUUUUUUAUUUAUGAAUUAGUAAAUAAUUUCUUUUAGUAUGCUUUCUUGACAUUUUAAAGAUUGUUGUGAAUGACAUAUAUCUUUGUAAUUCUAGGAGGAAGAGCUGGACAAUGUAUUGCAACAAAUUUUUCAGACCGGCACAGGUGGAGAUCCAGAGGACCAGGUUAUAUCUGAAAUGACUAUUUCAAAUGGUAAGUUUAUCUCAAUUUAAAACUUUUAAUUUAGUCAUGUUUUCCAAAUUUGUGUGUUGUAUUUUAAAGGUACUGUAUAUCAUAUGGUAAGCUUAAUUGGUUUAAGGAAUUUAGAAAGGUGAUAAAUCUACAUGCAUGGUAAGUGCAUAAAAUUAAAUUUGAUAUGUGGGCAUAGUUUUUUAAAAUUGAGCCUUGGAAAUUACCCCAUAAGAUGAGUCUUUUAAUUUGUUUAAUAAUAGUGGGUUCAUAUAUUCAUGACAAAGUAAAAAAUUCAUAACAUAACCAAAUCUGGCACUAAACACAAGCUAAUAGCUAUUUAUUGUAUUUUCUUUGCUAAUUUAGUGGUAAUGGUGUUCCCUUGCCAUUUGUGGAGGAUUGAAUUUUAAAUUUUGAGGUUAAAGUACAUAGUUAUCAGUGUUUCUCUGGGAUGAUUAAAAUUAAAGACAAGCAUAUAACUGAAAUACAGUGAUUAUCUUAUAAUCUGAGAGAAACACUCUUUAUGGAAAAUUGAUUUUUAUACAAAGCUUAUGCAAUUGAAAAGUAGUAACAUUAUUUUAGUACCAAAAAAUAGAUAUUUUAUAGCUGUUUGAAAAAUUACUUUUAAUACAAACAAUGGCAAAUCAAGUUAUUUCAUGUUUACCUUCUAAAUUUAAUACUAUACAUUAAAAUAAAUAGAUUUAUGUUUAAAAUACUAGAAAUAUUUCAAACUAGCAAUUUAAAAAAAAAUCUGAGAAAUUUAUCAUAAAUGUUAAAAAAAUAUUUAGUAAUUUUUCAAUUUAUAUUUAAUAAAUCAAAUCUUUUUUUGUUGUUGACAUAAUGAAAAUGUUAAAGCACCCCAAAAUAUUAUUACAUUUGAUUAACCACUGUUUUUUCCUAUGGCUUGAAACAUGCACUGUUUUCAUUGCUGAAUGCAUUAAAAAGGGCUUAAUAUCACAUGGACCAUGAUGAUGAUGAUCAGUGUAUAGACAAGUAUAUAACCGAUCCGUUUCUUUGCUGAUUAUUCAUACGAUCUCCAUUUAGCUAGACUUCCAAUAGAAAAAUAAAAAAAACAAAUAACAGAAGGGCACAAUGCCGAUAAAAUAAGUACAAAAAUUAUGCUUUUGGACAAAAUACCAAAAAAGUUAUUAACAAAUAUGUCAUUGUGAUUGGAUUCUCACAUUUUUAAAAAUUGUAUACAUUAAGAAUUAAUCUAAUGGAAUUUUCAAUAAUUUAUUUCAUUGAUAUUCGUUUCAUAGAUUUUAUUACUCGAAUUUAAACUAUUUAUGAACUCCCAAUUGUCUGUAAAUUUAAAAAUUAUGCAAGAAUCUUGUAAUCUUAAAAAUAAUUUUUAAUCUGCUGUGCAAGUAUUCUCAGCGAAGAUUAUCACAAACAAGCAUAAAACUGAUUCAUUGUGCUAAUUUCUUUGAUCUGAAAGAAAAAUUGCCAACAAAUUACAUUUUAUAACAUAACAUAAAAUCUUUAAAAAAUUGAUAUAUUUAAAACCUAUCGAUUUAUUUAUAUGUGCACAUUUAAUUUAGCUGGAAAAAUUUUCUCAGCGAUGAUAAUCACAGCCAAGCAUAUAACUGAUUCAUUGUGCUGAUUUCUUUAAGCUGAGAGAAACAAUGCCAACAAAUUAUAUUUUAUAACAUAACAUAAAAUCUUUAAAUUGAUUUUAUUAUUUUUUUGCUGGCAUACGUCCGUCACAAUGUGACGAUGGUGUGGACUUUGCAGGACGAAUUCCACAAAGCCUGGGAUUAUUCUUCUAGGAUUAUAAGUUGGUUCCCAUCAGCAAAUAGCCUCUCUCCACACCGCUGGAUAAGUCCAAGGAAACAUGUGGAUGAUACAGCUUGGCGCCAGUGGCAUUCCAGGAGUUGUCUGAAUGUUUAAUUGUACCAAUAUUAUUCGUCUACUGGGCUCCAUCUCCGGGUUUGAUUUCAGAGUUUCCUUCUCUUAGAUGAGUUGCCAUCCAAGGUUGACGCGUCCCAUCCACCCUGAAAUUGAUAUAUUUACUAUUUAAUAAUACCCAUAGAUUGAUAUGUGCAGAUUUAAUUUAGCGGGUCAAAUGUUCUCAGCGAUGAUUAUCAUAGACAAGCAUAUAACUGAUUCAUUGUGAUAUUUUUUUUAUCUGAUAGAGACAAUGCCGACAAAUUACAUUUUAUAAAAAAACAAAACCACAUAUUGAAAUAUUUACUAAUUAAAACCUCUAAAUGAAUUUGUGUACAUAUAAUUUAGCUGGACAUAUUUUCUCAGUGAUGAUUGUCAUAGACAAGAAUAUAACUGAUUCAAUGUGCUGAUUUCCUCAAUCUAAGAGCAACAAUGGCAGCAAAUUACAUUUUAUAAGACAGGAUAAAAUCUUGAAUUUUAUUAAUUUAAUAUUUACAAACCGUAGUUAUAUGUUCACAUUUAAAUUAGCUGGACAAAUUUUCUCUGCUAUGAUUAUCAGAGACAAGCAUAUAACUGAUUCAUUGUGCUGAUUUCUUUGAACUGAGAGAAACAAUGCCAACAAAUUAGAACAUAACCAAACAAUAUAUUGAUAUAUUUACUAUUUAAAACCCCUAAAUGUAUAUGUGUACCCGGUACAUUUAAUUUAGCUUGACAUAUUUUCUCAGCGAUGAUUAUCAUAGACAAGCAUAUAACUGUUUCAUUGUGCUGAUUUCUUUAAACUGAGAGAAACAAUGCAGCAUAUUACAUUUCAUAAUAUAACUAAACCGUUACAUUAAUAUUUUUUACUAUUUAAAACACUUAGAUUUAUAUGUGCAGAUUUAAUUUAGGGGGACAGAUGUUCUCAGCGAGGAUUAUCGUAGACAAGCAUAUUAACUGAUUCAUUGUGCUUAUUUCUUAAAUCUGAGAGAAACAAAGCCAACCAUUUAAAUUUUACAACAUAACAUAAAAUCUUUAAAUUUACUAUUUAAAACACAUAGAUUUAUAUGUGCACAUUUAAUUCUGUGGGACAAAGUUUCUCAGCGAUGAUUAUCAUAGACAAGCUAUAUGACUGAUCAAUAUGCUGAUUUCUUUACUCUAAGAGAAAUAAUUUCAACAAAUUAAAUUUUAUAACGUAACUUAACUAUUUACUUUUUAAAAUCCAUAAAUGUAUUUGUGUACAUUUAAGUAUUUGUGUACAUUUAAUUUAGCUGGACAAAUUUUCUCAGCGAUGAUUAUCAUAGACAAGCAAAUGACUGAUUCAUUGUGCAGAUAUAUAUAAACUGAGAGAAACAAUGCAAACAAAUUAGAACAUAACCAAACAAUAUAUUGAUAUAUUUACUAUUUAAAACCCCUAAAUGUAUUUUUGUUCAUUUAAUUAACCUGGACAUAUUUCUCUGCGAUGAUUAACAUAGACAAGCAUAUAACUGAUUCAUUGUGCUGCUGAUUUCUUUAAACUGAGAGAAACAAUGCCAGCAAUAAUAUAACACAAGCCAGUACGUUAUUAUUUUACUAUUUAAACCACAUAGAUUUAUUUAUAUGUGCAGAUUUAAUUUAGCGGAUCAAAUGUUCUCAGAGAUGAUUAUCAUAGACAAGCAUAUAACUGAUUCAUUGUGCUGAUUUCUUUAAACUGAGAGAAACAAUGCCAACUAAUUACAUUUUAUAACAUAGCAUAAAAUCUUGAAUUUGAUAUAUUUAAUAUUUACAACCCUUAGUUACAAGUGCACAUUAAAAUUAGCUGGACAAAUUUUCUCUGCGAUGAUUGUCAGAGACAAGCAUAUAACUGAUUCAUUUUGCUGAUUUCUUUAAACUGAGAGAAACAAUGCCAACAAAUUAGAACAUAACUAAACCAUAUAUUGAUGUAUUUACUAUUUAAAACCUCGAAAUGUAUUUUUGUUCAUUUAAUUUACCUGGACAUAUUUUUUCAGCGAUGAUUAUCUUAGACAAGCAUAUAACUGAUUUAUUGUGCUGAUUUCUUUAAUCUGAGAGAAACAAUGCCAGCAAAUUUGAUUUUAUAAUAUAACAAAAACAAUUACAUUAAUAUUUUACUAUUUAAAACACUUAGAUUUAAAUCGGUGCUAUUUCUUAAGCUGAAUUAAUUUCUCAGCGAUGAUUAUCAUAGACAAGUGUAUAACUGAUUCAUUGUGCAGAUUUAUUUAAACUGAGAGAAACAAAGCCAACAAAUUAGAACAUAACUAAACAAUAUAUUGUUUUAUUUACUAUUUAAAAUCCCUAAAUGUAUUUUUGUUCAUUUAAUUAACCUGGACAUAUUUUCUCAGUGAUGAUUAUCAUAGACAAGCAUAUAACUGAUUUAUUGUGCUGAUUUCUUUAAACUGAGAGAAACAAUGCCAGCAUAUUACAUUUUAUAGUAUAACUAAACCAUUACAUUAAUAUUUUUACUAUUUAAAACACUUGGAUUUAUUAUAUGUGCAGAAUUAAUUUAGCGGGACAAAUGUUCUCAUUGAUGAUGAUCAUAGACAAGCAUAUAACUGAUUCAUUUUGCUGAUUUCUUAAAUCUGAGAGAAACCAAGCCAACCAAUUAAAUUUUACAACAUAAUAUAAAAUCUUUAAAUUGAUGUAUUUACUAUUUAAAACUCAAAGAUUUUUUUAUAUGUGCACAUUUAAUUUAGCUGGAAAUAUUUUCUUAGUGAUAAUUAUCAAAGACCAACGUAUAACUGAUUCAUUGUGCUGAUUUCUUUAAACUGAGAGAAACAAUGCCAGCAUAUUACAUUUUAUAAUAUAACACAAGCCAUUACAUUAAUAUUUUACUAUUUAAAACACUUAGAUUUAAAUUGAUGCAAUUUCUUAAGCUGGAUUAAUUUCUCAGCGAUGAUUAUCAUAGACAAGUGUAUAACUGAUUCAUUGUGCAGAUUUAUUUAAACUGAGAGAAGCAAAGCCAACAAAUUAGAACAUAACUAAACUAUGUAUUGUUUUAUUUACUAUUUAAAAUCCCUAAAUGUAUUUUUGUUCAUUUAAUUAACCUGGAUAUAUUUUCUCAGCGACAAUUAUCAUAGACAAGCAUAUAACUGAUUUAUUGUGCUGAUUUCUUUAAACUGAGAGAAACAAUGCCAGCAUAUUACAUUUUAUAGUAUAACUAAGCCAUUACAUUAAUAUUUUUACUAUUUAAAACACUUGGAUUUAUUAUAUGUGCAGAGUUAAUUUAGCGGGACAAAUGUUCUCAAUGAUGAUGAUCAUAGACAAGCAUAUAACUGAUUCAUUAUGCUGAUUUCUUAAAUCUGAGAGAAACCAAGCCAACCAAUUAAAUUUUACAACAUAACAUAAAAUCUUUAAAUUGAUGUAUUUACUAUUUAAAACUCAAAGAUUUAUUAUAUGUGCACAUUUAAUUUAGCUGGAAAUAUUUUCUUAGUGAUAAUUAUCAAAGACCAACGUAUAACUGAUUCAUUGUGCUGAUUUCUUUAAACUGAGAGAAACAAUGCCAGCAUAUUACAUUUUAUAAUAUAACACAAGCCAUUACAUUAAUAUUUUACUAUUUAAAACACUUAGAUUUAAAUUGAUGCAAUUUCUUAAGCUGGAUUAAUUUCUCAGCGAUGAUUAUCAUAGACAAGUGUAUAACUGAUUCAUUGUGCAGAUUUAUUUAAACUGAGAGAAGCAAAGCCAACAAAUUAGAACAUAACUAAACUAUGUAUUGUUUUAUUUACUAUUUAAAAUCCCUAAAUGUAUUUUUGUUCAUUUAAUUAACCUGGAUAUAUUUUCUCAGCGACAAUUAUCAUAGACAAGCAUAUAACUGAUUUAUUGUGCUGAUUUCUUUAAACUGAGAGAAACAAUGCCAGCAUAUUACAUUUUAUAGUAUAACUAAGCCAUUACAUUAAUAUUUUUACUAUUUAAAACACUUGGAUUUAUUAUAUGUGCAGAGUUAAUUUAGCGGGACAAAUGUUCUCAAUGAUGAUGAUCAUAGACAAGCAUAUAACUGAUUCAUUAUGCUGAUUUCUUAAAUCUGAGAGAAACCAAGCCAACCAAUUAAAUUUUACAACAUAACAUAAAAUCUUUAAAUUGAUGUAUUUACUAUUUAAAACUCAAAGAUUUAUUAUAUGUGCACAUUUAAUUUAGCUGGAAACAUUUUCUUAGUGAUAAUUAUCAAAGACCAACGUAUAACUGAUUCAUUGUGCUGAUUUCUUUAAACUGAGAGAAACAAUGCCAACAAAUUAGAACAUAACUAAACCAUAUAUUGAUGUAUUUACUAUUUAAAACCCUGAAAUGUAGUUUUGUUCAUUUAAUUUACCUGGACAUAUUUUCUCAGCGAUGAUUUUCUUAGACAAGCAUAUAACUGAUUUAUUGUGCUGAUUUCUUUAAUCUGAGAGAAACAAUGCCAACAAAUUUUAUUUUAUAAUAUAACACAAACCAUUACUUUAAUAUUUUACUAUUUAAAAUACUUACAUUUAAAUCGGUGCUAUUUCUUAAGCUGGAUUAAUUUCUCAGCGAUGAUUAUCAUAGACAAGUGUAUAACUGAUUCAUUGUGCAGAUUUAUUUAAACUGAGAGAAACAAAGCCAACAAAUUAGAACAUAACUAAACUAUAUAUUGUUUUAUUUACUGUUUCAAAUCUCUAAAUGUAUUUUUGUUCAUUUAAUUAACCUGGACAUAUUUUCUCAGCGAUGAUUAUCAUAGACAAGCAUAUAACUGAUUUAUUGUGCUGAUUUCUUUAAACUGAGAGAAACAAUGCCAGCAUAUUACAUUUUAUAAUAUAACACAAACCAUUACAUUAAUAUUUUACUAUUUAAAACACUUAGAUUUAAAUUAAUGCAAUUUCUUAAGCUGGAUUAAUUUCUCAGCGAUGAUUAUCAUAGACAAGCGUAUAACUGAUUUCAUUGUGCAGAUUUCUUUAAACUGAGAGAAACAAUGCCAACAAAUUAGAACAUAACUAAACAAUAUAUUGUUUUAUUUACUAUUUAAAAUCCCUAAAUGUAUUUUUGUUCAUUUAAUUAACCUGGACAUAUUUUCUCAGCGAUGAUUAUCUUAGACAAGCAUAUAACUGAUUCAUUGUGCUGAUUUCUUUAAACUGAGAGAAACAAUGCCAGCAUAUAACAUUUUAUAAUAUAACACAAGCCAUUACAUUAAUAUUUUACUAUUUAAAACACUUAGAUUUAAAUUAAUGCAAUUUCUUAAGCUGGAUUAAUUUCUCAGCGAUGAUUAUCAUAGACAAGUGUAUAACUGAUUUAUUGUGCAGAUUUAUUUAAACUGAGAGAAACAAAGCCAACAAAUUAGAACAUAACUAAACUAUAUAUUGUUUUAUUUACUGUUUAAAAUCUCUAAAUGUAUUUUUGUUCAUUUAAUUAACCUGGACAUAUUUUCUCAGCGAUGAUUAUCAUAGACAAGCAUAUAACUGAUUUAUUGUGCUGAUUUCUUUAAACUGAGAGAAACAAUGCCAGUAUAUUACAUUUUAUAAUAUAACACAAACCAUUACAUUAAUAUUUUACUAUUUAAAACACUUAGAUUUAAAUUAAUGCAAUUUCUUAAGCUGGAUUAAUUUCUCAGCAAUGAUUAUCAUAGACAAGCGUAUAACUGAUUUCAUUGUGCAGAUUUCUUUAAACUGAGAGAAACAAUGCCAACAAAUUAGAACAUAACUAAACAAUAUAUUGUUUUAUUUACUAUUUAAAAUCCCUAAAUGUAUUUUUGUUCAUUUAAUUAACCUGGAUAUAUUUUCUCAGCGAUGAUUAUCUUAGACAAGCAUAUAACUGAUUCAUUGUGCUGAUUUCUUUAAACUGAGAGAAACAAUGCCAGCAUAUUACAUUUCAUAAUAUAACCAAACCAUUACAUUAAUAUUUUUACUAUUUAAAACACUUAGAUUUAUAUGUGCAGAGUUAAUUUAGCGGGACAAAUGUUCUCAGUGAUGAUUAUCAUAGACAAGCAUAUAACUGAUUUAUUAUGCUGAUUUCUUAAAUCUGAGAGAAACAAAGCCAACCAAUUAAAUUUUACAACAUAACAUAAAAUCAUUAAUUUGAUGUAUUUUCUAUUUAAAACUCAAAGAUUUAUUAUAUGUGCACAUUUAAUUUAGCUGGACGUAUUUUCUUAGCGAUAAAUAUCAUAGACCAACGUAUAACUGAUUCAUUGUGCUGAUUUCUUUAAACUGAGAGAAAUAAUGUCAACAAAUUAAAUUUUGUAACGUAACUUAAUUAUAUAUUGAUAUAUUUACUGUUUAAAACCGUUAAAUGUAUUUGUGUACAUUUAAGUAUUUGUGUACAUUUAAUUUAGCUGGACAAAUUUUCUCUGCGCUGAUUAUCACAGGCAAGCAAAAGACUGAUUCAUUGUGCUGAUUUCUUUAUUCAGAGAGAAUCAAUGCCAACAAAUUUCAUUUAUAACAUAACAUAAAAUCAUUAAAUUGAUGUAUUUACUAUUUAAAACCCAAACAUUUAUAUGUGCACAUUUAAUUAAGCUGGACAUAUUUUCUUACCGAUAAAUAUCAUAUACAAGCAUAUAACAGAUCAUUUUGCUGAUUUCUUUAAUGUGAGAGAAACAAUGCCAACAAAUUAUUACAUAACUAAACCAUAUAUAGAUAUAUGUACUAUUUAAAACCCCUAAAUGUAUUUGUUUUCAUUUCUUUUAGCUGGACAUAUUUUUCUCAGCGUUGAUUAUCAUUGACAAUCAUAUAACUGAUUCAUUGUGCUGAUUUUUUUAAACUGAGAGAAACAAUGCCAGCAAAUUACAUUUUAUAACAUAGCAUAAAAUCUUGAAUUUGAUAUAUUUAAUAUUUACAACCCUUAGUUAUAUGUGCACAUUUAAUUUAGCUGGACAAAUUUUCUCAGCAAUGAUUAUCAUAGACCAGCACAUAAUUGAUUUAUUGUGCUGAUUUCCUUCAACUGAGAGAAACAAUGCCAACAAAUUAGAAUAUAACUAAACCAUAUAUUGAUAUAUUUACUAUUUAAUGUAGCUUUACACAUUUCUCAGCAAUUAUUAUCAUAGAAAAAUAACUAAUUGAUUGUGCUUAUUCCUUUAAUCUGAGAGAAACAAUGUCAAACUGAUUCAUUGUGCUGAUUUCCUCAAUCUGAAACAAUCUUAACAAAUUACUUUUUCAAUGUAUAUUUUUAGAACAACAAAGAAAUAGAUACUUUGAUACUCUGUGCUAUGUUCUCUGCAAAUUGGGCAUGCAAUUAGUUGUUUUGUUUUAACAAAAAAAAUGGAGUUAAAAAAAAAAAAUCACAGUAAAUAUUAUCAUAGACAAGCAUAUAACUGAUUCAUUGUACUGAUUUUAUUAUCUGAGAUAAACUACAGUCCUCAAAUUACAUUUAAAAAAUAAUUUUUUUCACAGAAUCAAUAUUUUUUUAAUUUGUGCUAAUUUACUUGUUCUUUUAGAACCAACUGGUGGUGAUGAAGAUAAUGAAAUAUUAAUUGAUGUUGAGGUUGAAGGAGAUGAUGAUGAUUAUGAGGCACAUGAUUCUCAAAUGGUCAGCCAAGUGCUCUCUGAUGAAGAUGAUGAGAAUGAUGUUAGAGAUCACAGAGGCAAGUGACAUACACAUUUAUACAUUUCUGACAAUGUUUAAAUAAACCAAUAUAGUAUCUUUGAGAAAUCAAAUGAUUUAAGCCAACACUACCAUAGGCAUACUAAAUCAGUGUCUGAGAAUCUUAUGCUUGUGCAUAUUAUAAGUAGUGAAAAGUAGUACUUACUUUUUUUUUCAAUUCAAUUGUGUUAAAGGGGGAAAAUGAUUUAUCCUGUCAAUUAUAAUAUUUGAAUACUGAUACUUCAAUUUUUUUUUUAUUGUUGCUUACCAAUGACAUUUUUAAAAAGUAAAUUUAAAAAAAAGCUUGAACUUAUUAAUCUACUUGACAUAUUUGUUUGUAUAACGUAACAUCAAAAAAAAAAAAAUAUCCCCCUUUAAAACGGAAUUGUAAAAAAUGUAUCAAAAUCAUUAGAUCGUGAUGACAACCAGGAUGAUGUAUCUGGUGAUGAAGAAGACUAUGAUGAGGCAGAUCAAGAGGAGAUAGGAGAAGAGGAUGAAGAAGAUGAUGAAGAGGAUGAAGAUGAGGAUGAUGAUGAUGUAAGUUUUUAGUUUUUAAUACCAGAUUAAACAUUAAAAAAAAUAAAACACUGGUUAACUGGUUUAUGAAAUAAAAAGUUUUUGUGCUUGCAUAACAAUCUUUAUAUUAUUACACCACUUAAUAAAAGAAUCCUUGCAUGUAUAAGAUAUUCAGGUAACUUGUAUUAUUGACUUAGUACCAGUGAUAAUUGUUUCAGAUGGUUAAUUUAUUUUAAAAAGUUUAUAAUGUAACCACUGUAAUUAGCGUAAUUGAUGCAUAUCUUUUCUUCUUCUGGCUUUUUCAUAUUCAAAAUACUUUAUUUAAUAGGCAUCUGAUAUUGAUGGGGAAAAUGAUGACUAUCAAGAGAUGAGAAACCCUUUUGAUACUGAUGAUUUAGUUUUCCACAUGGAAGAUUUUCCCUCUGGAGGUGAGAAAAGUUUAUGUGAUAUAAGAAGCACCAAACUGAAUUUCUCAUGUCAGUUUUACAAAUUAAGAUUCCCUAAUUCAUUCAUUUGAAUGUAAGCACUGAAGUUUUAGCGUAUAAUAAUUGAAAAAAAAAAAUGGGUUUGUUGCAGGUGGUGGUCAACACAUCAUUUUCAAUGACACCAGCCAGAUACAAACUUAUCAACUACCUGUUCACCUACAUGAAAGUGACACAGGAGCUGAUUCAUGUGGGUAUUUUAUGUUUUUCAUUUAUAAAUGGCUCUGAGUUUAUUGUCAGAAAAUCAAUUACUUAUAAACAGUUUUAAAAUAUUUUUUGUCCAAUUUAAAAAAAGAUUUAAGGCACUUAAUUGUAGUUUUAAAGAAUGCACUAAAUAUCAGUUGAGACAUUACAACAAUACAUUUCAAGUUAGCUAUUAUGUAGUUAUAUGGUUAUGCAAAUUUAUUCAGUUUUAAGAUGUGUCUCAUGUUUUGAACAAUAUGUGAAAAGGAACUGAGCGAAAAGUAUGGGAAAAUUUUUAAAAAAAUGGACGCAACUAAGGACUGAGAACCAGUAUACAAAGAAAAAUUAUGCCAAAGCUAGUGAUACUACUAGGUAUUCUGAAUGAAAAUUUCAUAAUGAAAUUAAAUAGAGCUGUGGCUUAAUCAAAACAAAACCAAUUUUAAUUCUCUAUCUCCAAUUUUAGAAAGUUAUGCAUUUUUAAAAUCUCGGAAAAGGCGUUAAAUUUUAGAUGACUCAAAAGUGUAGUUUUGACAACCGCAAUCUUCUAAAUAACUAAGUCGGAACUUUCAAAUCUCACGCACACAAAGAAAGUUAAUACAUACAUAUAACAAACUCAAUUUUUUUUUCAGGAUUGUGGCAAAGAUGUAAAAAAAUUUAUUCAUAAAAAAUAAACACAUUCACACAAAGAGAACAAUCUUGGAAGGCUCCUAUUUUAUGUCUUGUAAAUGUCUUGGAAAAUUAGCAAAAAUCUCUCCUGGCAGGGAAAGCUGCUGGCUUAUUUAUUGGUAUCAAGAUGAAAUCCUCCAGAAAAGGAAUACUAGAAAUAGCAUCACCAGAUUGAAUUCUUUAGUACCAAUAUAACGUAAACAACUUUUUCCCAAUCAAGGAAGGGAUUGGCGUGGUAUAGCGCUACACAUUAAUGGGUGACGUCAAUAUUAAAACAAAAAAAAAGGGAGACGUGGUGGUCGCAACAACGCUACACUAAAGUUAAAUUAGGUCAAGACUCAAGCUAUAACAUUAGCAUUUGCUUUUAAGAGUAAUAACUAUGUAUGUCUGUGUAACAUUCUAAACAGGGGUUAAGACUUCUUCCUACUUGAUUACAAUUAUUAUCUGUUUAAUUUUAGUACCAAGCAUGCCACCUGCACCAAGCAACAUAACAAGCACUCACCCUCUACUGAUGAGACAAGGGGAUGCUCACUCUGCCCGUGGACAUCGUGGCAGUAGGCAGAGGAUGAGGACCCUUCCUACUGUUCAUGUCAACCUCAACUCUACAACACGACAACCCAACACACCAGUUAUUUUACAGAGGUAUCUGAUUAUUGCAUUUAAUUUUUAUUUAAACUAUAGUUUCUUUUGUAAUUCUGACCAUUUGGGUUUAUGACCAUUCAGUGCAUUCAUUUUGAUGACAGCAUUUUCCUGAUGACAAUUAGACAAAGAUAAAGAAAUUAUUUAAAUGAAAAUAUAUACCGUAUUCAUUGGCGUACAACACGCCCCCGCGUAUAACACGCACCUCAAUUUAAGAAGGAAAUUUCAGGGAAAAAAACUAAACAUUAUAUCGGCGUAUAACAGGCACACAUCAUUUUCCCCCUAUUUUCAGGGAGAAAAAGUGCGGGUUAUACACCAAUAAAUACAGUAAUUAAUAAUCAACAAGUGCUUAAAAAUCUAUAUUUGUUUGUUUGUGGGUUUGUUUUUUGCUCCGUUUGUUUUUUUGCAUAGGCUCCUCUGUGGAAUUAUGGAUCUGGAAGAAACGUAUAAUACAUGAUUAAAAUGCUUGCAGUGUUUGAAAAAAAAAAGAACAUCACCAUUAGGUGCUUAAUGCCAAUGUCAUACUUAAAAUUCUUUGAAAAAUAAUAAAAUCUAAAUCAGCUAUAGCUUAAAUUUUUGAACCCAUUGGGUAAAUGAUUUUAAAUUAUUAUAACUGUUUUGUGACAUGGUCCAAUUUCAAUCUUAACUAAAAUGGUCUGGGCACUGAUCUCAAUGUCAAGUGAUACAGCUAUUGCUCUUUCAAGUUUUUUAUCAAAUGAUUUUUUAAAUUUAGAGUGGUUCUUAUCCUAUUGCGGGUCCCAAAUUUCAAUCUUAACAGAAACGGCCCUUUCGUGUUGGGGCCCCAAUUUCCAUUGACAUUUUUGCAAUAUUAUAUUAACUAAUAAUACUUUUAUCUAAAUAUGGGAAGUAGACUUGUUAUUAUCUUUAUUUUACUUUUCUAAAGACUUCUUGGACCAUCUACUGCAGCAGAAAUCCUUCAAUUAACUAGUAAUCUGAGUCAUGUACAGAAUGCAGGAGGUUCAGGACCUACAAGAGUUGUCCUUGCUGGAGAUAAUCUACCUUUAAUUCAAAGAGGCCCCGAUGAUGACUUAUUUGAGGAGCUUUUUCAGGUAAACUAAAAAAAAAAGUAUUAAUGUCUGUGAACUGAUUAGCUACAUCGGUGGAAACCGAGGUUGACAGGAGAGAAGCCCACUGGAUAAAGGACAUCAGAGCCUUGGUUAACUGAUGGUUGGGAUCAGUGGGCAAGAAGUUGAGAUAACUUUAUGAAGGUAUCAUGAAAACUUGGAAUGAUAAUGCUAGACUUUUCAAAUAAAAUGUAUGAUUUUAAAAAGUACUUCAGGACAAGAUAGAAUCUGUGUGAUCGGUUGAUAUAAUCUGGGCUAUAAUGAUUUUUUAAUUAAAUUAAGUAAUUUGUUGAGAUCUACAAUAAAUGAGAGAAUUGGUCGCUGUAUUCUUUGGUUAAUACAAAGCAUAAGAACCAAAGCAUGAUGUAGUAACAAGUUAAGUGGGACAAAUCUUAGAAGAUUAUUUAUUUGCCAUAAGAAAGGUGUAUAAAUUUUGUUUAAGAAAUAUUAAAUCAGACCCUCAAGUUACACUUACUACUUGAUUAGUUUUUUUUUUAUUAAACUAUAUUAUGUAAUUCAGGAUCCCUAUGCAGAUGGUGGGUCAUCAGGAACUGGUGCUUUGUCUUGCAUUCCGUCAACACUAUCUCGUUGGACUGAAGAGACUAAAGUUUUGGAUGGUGAUGGUGUUCAUGAUCUUGUAAUGAGUACGUUGUGCUUUUAAAUUGCUUACAUUCUUUGUCAUUUAUUCUUUUUUAAAAAAAAAAAUUUUAUUUUCAAAAUGUUCUGAUUUAUGUAUAUAUAUACAUUGAUUUUGUCUCCGAUAAUGGAUAUGAGGCUUGGAUUCUUCGGAACCCUCGCUGAGGAUUAAAAACGUGGCCCUGAGAAACCCACUCCUAGGUGACCGUUUUGUCCCGACAAAGUCCUGUCCGAACUACUCCCAGAACGGUGGGGUGAGGUAACGCAACACCCUCCCCGGAGAGGAAGCAAAGCCAUUUUGACCCACGUCCACACAACUCCCAGGAACGGUGGGAGAAAGUUAAGCUCCAGACUACUCCCGGAGAGGAGGUAAAGCCAUGCCACACCAAGGAACGUACGGCUCCCUGGACGGUGGGGUGAGGUAACGCAGCACCAUCCCCGGAGAGGAAGCAAAGCCGUUCCAAACCAACGUCCAGACCGUAUGACUCACUGGGCAAAGGGGGUGGCGACGCAAACUGUCCCCUAAUGAGUGGAAGCAAACUGCCCAACUCCCCUACUCGAGACCGUGUUGCAUGGCCGGGGCCCUUAGGGACUACUGGGCCAUGUUCCAUGGCCGGGGUCGUAAGAGUCGUAAGACUCUUGACCUCCUAAGAGUAUUGAACAUUUGGAGUUGCUUCAGAGUAAUUUCAAAUAUUUCAGUGGGUCUCCUGAAGAAAGUUUUCUUUAUCAUACAUUGCUAUUAAUGAGUAUUCAGAUAUGAAACAUUGAGAAAUAACACUAAAACCCAUCAGUUAACAACAGUUAAGAACAAGCUUUUACAAGCUACCCUGUAACUCAAAUAUUUUAAUAGUGCUGAAACAGUCCCACUGAUUGCCUCACAGCUUCAGAUAAAUUGGAAUUAUUUUUAUUUCUCUUUUGAUAUAGUUCUUAAACCACCACUUAUUGAAGAGUUGGUUAAAAGACGAGAUGAAGAGCUAGCAGAAAGGAAAGAAAAGAGGAAAAAGAGUGCUGAAGCUUCUGGAACUACAGAUGAUAAGAAAAAAGACAGUCUGCUUGAAUCCAAACCAGUGGCCAAUAGUAGCUCUUUAGGGGUGUGUGCUUCCCCCUUCAUUUUUACAAAUAUUUCAUGUUCAUAAAUGAAAUUAUUGAAUAAGAUAGUUUCCCUAGUGUUAUUGAUUAGAUGUUUCAUGCUAUUUUUGUUUACGACUGAGUUGUUUGUCCUAAUUAUUUCCCUACCAAUGAAUAAUUUUUUCAAAGUUUUAUAAUUUUCUUAUAAUUCCAGCCAAUAAUCACAACUCCCCGAUUACGAAUGUCAAAUGCAGUGGACAAUAGCAGUUCUCUGGGGGUGUGUAUUGUCCAAAUUUUUCUUCUUUACAAUCAUACUUCAUAGUUUUAGUGGUAUAAAAAGACAAAUAUAAUUUAGUAAACAGUGCAAUAUUGUUUUUCAAAUAUUAAGACCGAUUUCUGACCUAAUUUAUUGGAAAAAUAAACUAUCUUCUAGUUUUCAAUUAAUAAAUUCUAAUAAGUAUAAAAGUUUUCCAUUUAUUUCAGCCAAUUAUUACUACACCACGUUUACGGACUUCAAAUGCUGAAAAUAGUGCCAGUCAAGGUUGUUUUUUUAAAUAUUAUUUUUAAGUAUUUAAAACUUUAAUUUUUAGUAAUGCUUAUUAAGAUCUGAUCAUUAAAUAUUUUUCUGUCUAUUAAAAUAGUAACUAAGCUUUUGAUUUGCUUAAUUGAUAAAAAAAAUUUAAAUAAGAUAUUUUUCUUUCCAUAGCUGCAGAAAUCUUGGCCUCAGCUAUGGUAGAGCAAGUUUUUUCACCAUUGGUAGCCAGCUCUGUGUCUGCCUUAUCACAGCCUGCAGCUACUAUUGUAACAUCUGCUUCAGCUGGUUCUGCACCUCGGUCUGCUCCUGCAUCUGCUGUAGCUAAUAGUAUAGACUUCACUCCAGUGCAGACCAAUUCUAGACUUCCUGCAUCUGCAUCAGAAUUUGCGUCUAAUGUUACUGGUGCCCAUGGACCCGUAUCAGUUAAUUCUUCAGCAAUAUCUCAAAGUCGCUUUGUUCGGCAACCAAUGAUGGUUAUUCAGCCGUCCGCAACAGAUUCAGGAUCCCAAUCCUCUUUUAGCCAUGAACAUCCAGUGAUUCCUCUAUCUUCAAGACCUUUAACUUCUAGCAGUUCUGGGAAUCUAAGCUCAACGCAGUCUGUCUUGGGUGACAACGUACCCCCAGCAAGUACAAGUUCCUUCAACUCAAUAUGGCAAGCAGCAUCAGAGACUCUAGCUAGCCAUCUUCGAGACAAUCCCCAUCUUGAGGGCUGGGCAACUGGAAUGACUGGAACUAUGAGCUCAACAGAUGAGACCAGGCCUUCUCCCACACCUAAUCCUAUCCCAGGCUCUAUGAUAAGUCAGCUUCUUGACAGCAUUAUGUCUGACCAGCCAUACACAGGUGGUGGGAGCACAAAUACCACACCAUCCAUUCCUCCCCCUCCUUUACCUUUACCAAGUUCUGCACUACCAGGCUCUCGACCUCCAUUAGCCAUCAGGUAAUUUUUUGGGGUCUUUUUUUUCCCCUUACUGUUUAUCUGAAGAUUGCGUAAAAAAUUCCAGCUACUUAUUUUAUUUCUGAAUUUUUAUUGUUAAAUUUGAAUAUAUCCUAACAGCAUUUUUAAAUGUAGUGAGCAUUUUAACAUAAUUGGAUACACUACAUGUUCUAUUUCAAGUGGAAUGUCUUAUCAAUUGUUUUAAUUAAAGGCAUAAUCCUUGGCAUCAUGAGGGACAAUUUGGAAGUACCGGUUUACCAACUUAUUUCUACGGCAGUCCUAAUAUUGAUACCCUCACAACACAGUCGUCAACCACAGCAACCCUGAAUAAUCCUCAACAGAGGCUAACUGGGGAAAUGGCUACCUCAUCAAUGUCUUUCCCACAAUCUGUGGCUAGCUCAAGUAGACCUGUCCCUGCACUUUUUGAGCUGCGUAAGUUAUAAAAGAUUUUACAAAUAUUUUUUUGGGUACUUUGUAAAGCAUUAUACAUUUUAAAUAUAAUUAAUUAAGGCUUUAUUUUCUAUUUUUUACACCCACACUGAUAAAUGGGGAAUAAUGGGUUCAAGGGAAUAACAAAUGAUCUGAUGAGGGAUACUAAGAGUUAAGUUCUUGAUUGCGUUGUUAAAAAUAAGUCUACGUUGCUUAGUUUAUUUUAUGUAUUUUUGAAAUAAUAAAGCUUAAGCUUAUAUUACACAAUAACCGUUGUAAAUUGUUCUUGAGAAACAAACAUGUUAUUGGGUAUAUGUCAUGAUUAUGUCUCUUUUGAUAACAUUUUUAUGUACAGCGCGGUGAGCCCAGCCCUAGGCUGGGGUACCGCGCUACAUAAGACCUCUUAUUAUUAUUAUUAUUAUUAUUAUAUGGUUAAAAGGUUGAGGAACACUACUUUUGAAAUAACAUCUUAAUUUUGUUCUUUCAGCUUCACUAACUGAAAGUGCACCGCAAACACCUGCAAGUUCUACACCUCUAUGCAGUGGCCUUGAUCUUGCUUAUGACUUCACCAGCAUUUUCUCUCAGGCUCAGCAACCAUUUUAUAGGUUUUUUUUCAUAAAGAUGACCAGCAAAUAAAAUAUUUAAAGUUAUCUAUAUUUUAUGCAGUUAAGAGACAUAAAUUUUGAUUAUUUUGGUAUGGUGGGAUUCUGCAAUUUGAUCAUCUUAAUUUGAAUGCACAUAUGUUUUUGGUGCUUAUAGGAAAUGAAUUUAUCAUGAUUUAACAUUUAAAAUGUGCUUUAAUAUUUAUUGACCUACAUUUAGUUUUAUAAGGGUAUAAUUUACAAACAUUAAGAUGUAAAUAUUUCAUUUCAUUGUUUUUCCUAUUACAGCAGUGGAGUCACAGGGGCAACACCACCAUUAAGCAACCUCACGUUUGUUACGACCACAACACCAACCACAUUACCAACAACCACCACAGUCACACCUAGUAUUCCAUCAGAGACGUUACCAAGCAGCAGUGCCUCUAGUUCAAGCAUAUCUGGAGCACAGCAGUCACAUGGAGUAACCAGUUCAGGUUAGUAACAAGCACAUUUUUUUACACCACUAUGAUGGGUAGGAUAUGGGGUAUGUCCAAAUUUAGCAUAAUGAAAAUUAAAAGCAAAAAUGCCAAAGUAAUUUUUAUUUUGAAGUUUGCUGAAACCAUAAUAGUAUUAGAAUCUAUAAACACUCUGACCCCCAUAAGAUAUAACUGAAUGAAUGCCAUUUUGUUUCAUGGCUUAGCACUGGUACAUUUAUGCCACAGUACCUAAGCUAAAAUGAUGUAAUCAGUACACCUCUAAAAUGUCAUUUUUGAGUUCAAUUUUGCCUUUAAAAAAAUGCACUAGCUAAAAUCAAGUUUGAUAUCAAUACACUUUUUCUGACAUUUUUCAUUUCUCUUCACAAUGUUCAUACUGAAAUUUACAGGCUCUGGUUUUUAUUUUAGUAAUAUAUUUACUAUUUUAUCAUUUGGGCAGCCAUUUAAAAUAUGACAAUGAAAAUUGAAAUUCCAUUUCUAUGCGGCCAUGAAGAAGCAUGCCUAUCAGCACCAAAGCACAUCCAUGAUGUCAGUUUAAAAAUGGCAUUCCUACCCAUUGUGCCCGGAUAUAUUUAGGACCUGAACAUAUUGCCCAUUUGUGGGAUUUUAGGCUUGAUGUUACAAACGGGUUCUUACCAAGUUCGUUUGUUUCGUUUGUCACUUAAAAACAAACCAAUACUUCAUAAAACAAACAUCUCUUUUUUUCAAAUACAAUACUUGCUGAAAAUCCAACAUCUCAGCACACCAUGACAACAAAACUCUCAUGUCAUUUCCCCUUACACAAAAUACGUCACAAAAUACUAUGCAUUUAAUAGCAACAUCCACCCAAAAUAAUCUACCCAUACAACACAAAAUCACAAUAUGCGUAAAAGUCGAUAACACUGGACACUGUUUGUUUGCGUGAAUAAUGUAUGUUUUGUCACAGUUUCUAGCCACAUUGAUAAUCAGUAGCACUUUGCAAUUUCCUAAAUGAGCACUAUUCUAUUUACUAACAGGGAAACUACUCCCAAUGAAACGUCCUUCCAUUAUUGGCAAUCUUUAUCAUUGCUGGUUAUCAGCCACCUUAUAUAUAUGUCACCUUAGUGACAGUUGAAAUGCUACAAGCCCUAAUAAUUGACUUGACAAAUCCAUCUCAAGUAUUAGGUCAAGUAUUCUGAUACAACUAACUGGUGGUUUUGGGGAAAGUGCCACCGCUGACUACCAGAAAGGUCAAGCUAAAAAAAUUAAAUUAAAAAACUGUGAGGGAUUACAAAGCUCAUUAGAAGACAAAAGUGCAAAUAUUUGCUGAUAGCUUUCAUCACAGGAGUUAAACGGGAAAAAGAAGGCAUAAUAAUAUAAAUACAAAAUAUUUUAAUACAAAAUUUGUGCAGUUUUUUUUAAUUGUCUAUUGCCAAGUUGGCAAUCCUCUUAGCUUUGUAUUUUUUGAACAACUUUUAUGAACUUAGAUUAAGCCAUCUUUUUCUUAAUAUCUUCAUCCUGAUCUCUUUUGUAAUAUAAGUGCAUUUUUUUCUUUUCAUUAGAGCCAGAAAUACCAGAAGGUGUUGACCCAUCUUUUUUGGCAGCACUACCAGAGCACAUUCGUCAGGAAGUGAUCUCAGAACAGUUGCGCCUUCAGCGGAUCAGGCGACGGGCACAAGAACAGGCACAACAAAGUACCUCAACAAGUGACUCAGGAGGGGGAGAGGGCACCACGACUAUGGAAGUUAACCCUGAGUUUUUAGCUGCUCUACCACCUGCUAUCCAAGAGGAGGUAAAUAGUUAAUUGAUUGGCUAGUUUAUCUUUUACUGGUGAUGUAAAAUAAUGUAAUGCGCAUAAAUCACAUACCAAAGGCAAUAUUAAUUUAUUAAUAAAAAGUUAGUAAUAAAAUUUCAAUAAGAUAUUUCUCUGCCAAUAAAAUAUGCAAAAAUUAUUGUCACUUUCAUUUUACCUUCCAGGUGCUUGCUCAGCAGAGAGCAGAACAGGCAAGAAUGGCAGCUUUGCAGCAAAGUGCAGCCAACCCUGACCUCCCAGUGGACCCAGCCACUUUCUUCUCCACGCUGUCCACCUCCCUUAGACAGCAGGUCCUCUCGGACAUGGAUGAUAGCAUGUUGGCUGUACUACCCCCUGAGCUGGCAGCUGAGGCACAGGAACUGCGUCGAGACAUGGAAGAAAGACAUAGACGACUGCUGCAGGAGCGGCUCUUUGCUCAGGCUGGUGCGGCUUCAAUCUCAGCUAUUCUCAGGCACAACGGUUAGGCCUUUGUCGUUCUUACCCCGUUUUCAGCUGCUGCUUGCAAUCAAUUCCUAUAAUCACUACAUUUCUAAAGAUUUCUUUGCUAACCUGCUUAUUCAACUAUUGUUCCAUCACUUUUAGGAUCUUAGUAGUGGCAGAAACUGGAAAAUGCUUAGUUGCAUUUUUGUCUUCCAUAAUUUUCCUAUUCUUCGUUUUAGAAAAUGUUUAGAUUAGCAUUUAAAUAUUGAAGUUUAUCUCAGAUAAGUGCAUUCUGAAAAUUACUGAAUUUUUUAAUAUAUCCCAAACAAAUACUGAUUUAAAUACAAUCUUAAUUUAAUUCAAUAAUAGGUUGUUGGUUAUUCAUUCUACUGUAAAUAGUGAUGGCUUUAGUGCAUACUUUUACUGUAUCUGAAGAGUAGGUUCUGAACCCACCUUUAAGUAGCUUUAACUGAAUUGCUGAUAGACAGUUUUGGCUUUUUAUCUUCAUACUUUUUUCAAUUCUGCUAUCUUCCUUCAUAACAGAUACUACCAUCUUUUGGUUUUUCCUGGUUUCUCUUGUACAGCAUGAAUUAGAAGAAGGAAUUUUAUAGUAAUCAGUGACUUCAACAUGGAUUAUUAAUAUUUAAAAUUAAUUUUGAGGAUAGCGAACAUUUGUUAAUCUUUUUUUAAUCUAAUAUUUUAUUAUCAAAAGUACUAGAUAUUUUUAUGAAUUUUUUUAGAAUAUUCAAAUCAAUAAAUUUAUCAUAAUUAACUCAUGUGUUACAAGUGCAUGAAUUUAACGCUUACAUUUAUUCCGCACAAUUACACAUCAGAAACGAAAGGAAUUGGCCUUCGGAAUGAUAAUUUUAAUUACUCAGCAUGGCGACAAUUGUUUUGUCAUAUCUCAAUUUUCAUCACUGGGAUAUUAAUGAAAGAAAAGCUUUGCAUUUAUUUUGAAACUCGUGAAAAAUAUUUAUUCUUUAAGUAUUGUUAUUAGCAAUUAAGCCAUUAGUGUAUUUAAAUUAGCCAUCUGAAAGAAAAAGAAAAAAGCCAUCUAUUAUUACCAGUCUUUUAACUACAAGCCUUUGGACUUGUGAGAAACUGAGAACUAAUGAAAAUUUAACAAAAAAUCACACUACUGACUGCUGUACUUUUAGAUGUGCUUAUAAUAAAUGCAACUUAAAACAGUAGUGUUCUAAAGAUAGUUUUGUGUCAAUGAGGUCAUGGUCAUCCUUUUACAAACUCCAUAAUAUGGAUAUUCUUAUUAGCCCUUGUCAAGUUAACAAUGGACUUAUUUAUAAUUCAUAAAUAGUUGAAUUAUUUUGGUUACACUAUGUAAGUAACUUACCACCAAGAGACAUGUCAAUUUAUUUCAUAAUUGCAUUUAAUCCUAACUUCUUGUAAGGACUGCAGAUAAAUAGUAAAGUGUGAAGUUUCUUAGGAUUGGUUACACAGCAACAAAAUAAAAUAGAUUUUUAAAAAGCUCGCUAAUAAUACCAUUGACGUGUGAGAAAAUUGUGACUUUAUUUAAAUAACUUUAUAUUUAUUCUAAUGACUCAAUUUUUAAUAUCAAUAUAUUAUCUGUAACUUUAAAAAGCAUGAGUAUUUACAGUAUGCAACUAGUUAUUUUAUAAAAGCAAAUAUAGUAUACAAUUUAAAAAAUUGAAGAUUGUAGUAAAAUGUGUUUCAGGUUAUGUGAGUUUUCACACAUACGGCAAGGGUGGUGAAAUUUAGUUAAACAAAAUGUAUACAUAAUAAAAGAUCAAUGAACUCAAAUUUUAAAUAAUUUUAUUUCACAGCAUUAUCCGGUCGAUUGGGUACAAGAUAUGCCAUUAGAGCAACACAAGGUCACAAUCAAUGGUCUUUUGGGGGAAGCCGCCUUAACCAAGGACAGUCAGGAGCAACUAAUCCCACCAAAGUGAAAGGCCGCUUCAUGUUGGAUGCAGAAGCCUUAACUUGCCUUUUGGUGCUGCUUUUCAUUGAUGAACCAAAGCUGAAUACCACACGCCUGCAUCGAGUGCUUCGUAACCUGUGUUAUCAUGGACCAACCAGGGCAUGGCUUAUUCGUGCCCUAUUGUCAAUUAUACAGAAAGCUGGAGACAAUGCUACAACCAGCCAUAUGGCUAAUAGCCUGUAUUUGGAAGCGGCUGUUACACCUAAUUUUAAGGACAAAGGGAAAGGGAAAAAGUCUGCUUUAUCAGCAGCUGCAUCAUCAGUUACAUCUUUUUCUUCAACAACCUCAUUUGACUCAUUAGUAUCUAUGCAAUCAGAAAGUAGCCUGGCUCCAACAACCAACCCGCAUCCCUCUUCAGUUAAUACACCAUUAGGCAUCGGAUCCACCAACCCUACCAGUACUGGUGGAAGUGGUUACUGGUUGUCCAUCAGCUUGGAAGCAGCUCUAGGCUGUAGGGCAAAUGUCUUCCAAAUUCACAGGACCUCUGGUAAAAAACUUAGUAGCUCUGCUCCUGCACAGGUUAGCAUACAUCCACAGGCAGCUCCUGUUGUUUGUAGACAUGCACUAGACACUCUUAUUUCUUUGGCAAAAAUUUUCCCAACUUACUUCCUGCCUGCAGGAAAAGUGAAAGAAUUAAACAAAUGUGAUGGUAGUAAGGAGGAAGAUCCUGAAAUAUCAGGAUCUAAAAAGCCUAAUACAGGCACCCAAGCUGCAGCUCAGUCUAGUCCUAAAUCCACACGAGCAGCUUCAGAGAACUCUGCCAGUUCUGGAACCUCAGCACGUCAUGAUCCCAAGAAUGACAAUGAUUUCUGGAAUAUUCUUGUCAGAUUGGACAAUGCAUCCUGUAAAAGCAAAGGAAAAGGUCAGUAAUUUUUGUAAGAUUUUAAAUUUUUUUAAUUAAAUUGAAAAUUUAAGAACCUUGUUUUAAAAAUAGCAAAACAUUCAACAUUUCAAUAGCACAUUUUUGUGUGGUAUUUAUUUGUUUACAUAAGAGAUAAAUCUUUACCUACUGAAUUUUUCUUUGUUUGGACCAAUUUUUCUUUGUUUGGACCAAAUGAAAUUGAAAUUCCCUUUUGAUGAAAAAACCUGAUGUUGACAGACAUCAUGAAAGCUAAUUUCAAAACUAAUUGAUCAAUAACCUUUAAUAUCAAUGGAAAAAGAAUUGAAAGAAAAACUAAACUAUAAAUUAUAUCACAUUCAGGCGAUUUACUUUCUUGACAGUCAUAGAAAGAGAAUGAUAAACACAAAUUAAAUAACAUAAUUUUUCAGAAAUAAAAUAAUUUCUAAAAGCCUUCAAAUUUAAAUGAAAUAUAUAAAGAAAUAUUUCAUGUUGACAGCUCUAUUGUUAUUCAUUGGUGGUAUCUAAAAUAUAAUUUAUUUUCCAGUGAUCUUGAAAAAAUCCCAGAAAAUCCAUGAUUUCCCUAAGACUUAUAAGAUCUUUUAUUGCUGCAGUAUUCUUUGACUUUUCUUCCAUAAAUAUUUAUUGUAAAAUUGUGUCAUUAAAAAAACACCAAAAAAAUCUAUAUCUCUGGUUAUCCCAUAAUCUUUUGUUUUACUGUUUUUGUCUAAAAAUUUUGAUAGAAAUGAUUUAUCUGCGAAAGGUGGUUUUUGAAAAAAAAUGUUAAAAAAAAAAGUGUGUUAGCAAGGAACCAGAAGUUAUUGAAUUGGUUAAAACUUGUAUUUCCAGGUGUGCAGCGCAGCCACAGUGGAGCUUCAUCUGAGUCUGAGAUGUUAGCCACCGACUAUGCUACCAGUGCACUGGGACAACUCAUGUCCAUGCUAAAUCAUCCAGUUGUGCGGAGAAGCCAGCUGCUAACUGAUCGCCUGUUAAGGCUUCUGGGUUUAAUUGCAAUUAGCUUGCCAGACAAUACCCGAGCAUCCUUAGCAUCUACUGCCCCCUCUGUAACCACUUCUACGGCCAGGACUGCUGCAGCCACUACUGUUGCAGCUGUGACAGCAGCACCAACAGUUUCAACAGCUUUGAUUACACCAGCAGUCUCUGUUGCAAUACCCCCAAUUCCUCCUGCAGGGCAAGAAACUGCACAGUCUGGAAACCAAGGUAAUGUAUCAUUUUUCCUGACACCUUUCAUUAUAUUAAAUUUAAUUAUUUUAAAUUUUUUUGUUGCAUUUAUUUAAAUUAUUUUAGCAAUAAUUAGUAAAUGACUAAUUUUACUUACAGAAAGUCUUAAAUUACAGUCUUACAAAGUAUUGAUGCGAAAAUAAAUUAAGCGUUGACAGCGAGUUUGACCAUCACAUUUCUUAUUCUGACCUCUAAGGCUAACUUUUCUAUCAUUAGCAGGAGCAUCUUCAAGUGUUCAGGAAAAAACCAAGAAAAAAGAAGAUGGAGUCUCAGCUGCUGAAACUGACUUAGAAGAGGAGGAUAAUCCAAUAUUAUACAACCAGCUGAAAUUAGCAGUAGAGGUUUGUAUUAAUUGCCUUUGUGUCUUCUAUGGCUUUUUAUAAUAAUUUAGUUUGGUACCAUUUGUUUCCCAUAAUUGAUGGUUGGGAAAAUGUAUUUUAACCAACCCUCGCCACUACUGCACUAAAGGUCAAAUGAAAUAAUGCUAAUUUGUUCUUGCAUUUAUUUUUUUUACAGUAGAAAUCUUAAACUUGAUUCAACAUUUUUAUAUAAUGAAGUUGAAUAUUUUUUCUUAUUUAUGUUCGGACAGUAAUGUUUGAAUUAACUUGUAGAUAAUAAAGCUCUGUCAAUUUAUAUUGCAUAGGUUUUAACUUCUAAGUCAUGCUCUGAAGAAGGACUAGAGGAUGCUACAAAUUUGCUUCUGCAACUAUCAUGGGUCAAUACUUCCACGGGUGCUGCUGUUUUGGAGUUGCUUUUGUCAGGUGCUAGACAGCUAGGCAUGACAGUGUGUGGACAUAUAAACAGGUAUUAAAGAUAUCCCAUGGUGCAAAUAGAAAAAAAAAAGGCAAGCUUUUGAAAAUCCGAAGCCCUUUUGUGUUGUAUUGUUCUAUGUGUGUAGUUAAAAAUGCUACAGUCUGAAAUAACACUUAUUGGUUGUUGUAUUGUUCUAUGUGUGUAGUUAAAAAUGCUACAGUCUGAAAUAACACUUAUUGGUAAAGUUCACUGGUACAAAUAAAGGCUAAUUUGGAAAUGUUUUUUGUAGAGCACUUUUUCCACACAAAUCGGUUAAGAAAUAUUUUUAAAAAAUAUUUUUAAAAAUAACUCGACUGAUUGUCAUAAUUACAGUUUAGAAAUAUGUUGAAAAAAAAAAAUAAAUAAUUUUCCAGUUUGCUGGAGCAGUUACGAGAUCUGAAUUCUCGGCUUGGUUUUGAUAUGAUGGAUGAUGAUAAUAAUGGAGAAGUUAGUGGAGGAACUCCCACUUCAGGAGCAUCAGGGACUCUACAGCCUACUAAAGGAAUGCUUCAAGAUAGGUGAGUUGUUUUACAAAAUAACUUUAUAAAAUAGAUUUGUUGUCAAAUUAUGAAAAGGGAUAAAACAAAAAUCUUGACAGACAAUUAAAACAUGACUUGAACCAGUAGGAAAUAAUAUAUAAAAGCUAAGCUCUUUAAAGAAAAAUUGUUGUUGUUCAUCCUUCGCAUGUGAAAAUAACCAAGGCUAAUAUUACUCGGUGAGUACAUAGGUGGCCUGCCAGUACUAUUUCUGCCUGGAGAACUUUCCGGCUUGUGGGACACAGGUUGUUUUGGGUCCUAGUUGGAUUUGAGUUGAUUCUGCUUUUCCUUGCUGUGCGCUUUCUUUGGGCAUGAGCGGGUGUGCUUAUUUUCGGAGGAUUUUGCUCUGACAAUGAGUCUGCCGCGCCAGUUUGCAUACUCCAUAGCAAGUGCCUCCCACGAAUCAAGGUCAAUGUUCAUGAAUUUAGUGAAGCUUUAAGACAGUCCUUAAAGCAUAUUUUCUGCCCACCAGCUGAGCGUUUCCCACUGGAGAGUUCACCCGACAUUAGUCGUUUGGAAAGUCUACUGUUUGACACUCUUGCAAAUGCCCUGCUCAUGUGGCUUGUCCUUUUUGCAGGAGCGUGUGGAUACAGUCAGCCCAUUGUAGGACCUCUGUAUCAGGAACUCUGUCCUGUCAUCUUAUGCCAUGACGUUUAUGUAGACAGCGUAGGUGGAGAUGGUUUACCUGUCUUAGCAUGUCUGCUGUACACUGUCCACGUCUCGCUAGCACAUAUAAGUGAUGUUAGUAUGAUUGCUCUAUAUACUUUCAGCUUAGUGACAAGACGGUGACCCCUUCACUUCCCAACACUCAUGUGAAGGCUUCCUAGUGCAUAAUUUGCUUUGGAAAUUUUGUUUUUGAUCUCAUCAUCUAUUGUUUCUGACCUGGAGAGGUUGCUGCCCAAAUAUGUGAAUUUUUCUACUGCCUGGAGGUUAUGCCCCUUCACUGAUGUUUUAGGUUCUUUAUAAGCUUUCCUCUGAGCUGGCUGGUGAAAGAUUUCUGCUUUUUAUACUGAUGGCUCGGUCAUAGUUGUAGCCGCAGACCUAGUCGAAGCGAUCAAGUGUUGCUGCAUUUUCAGUUCAAACCUUGCAUUUAGGGCAGAUUCCUCAGCAAACAAGAGGUCUCAAAUAACCGUUUCUCUAACUUAUGUAAUAGCAUGCAGUCUCCUAAGAUUAAAUAGCCCUCAGCUUGUCCUGUAUCUUAUAAGCAUGUCAUUAUUUUCAAGAAAAGCAUCAGUCAACAUUGCUGAGAAUACCAUGCUAAAAAGUGAUGGGGCUAGACACAGCCUUGUUUUAUUCCAUUAGUUACAGGAAAAGCCACAGACUCAUCUUGGAUGGUUGACCUAGGGUUAGAUCAUUAAUAGACAGAUAAUUGGCCUUUGGAUAUCAGUAAAGGCUAUCCAUAUGUUAGAUUUAAAUGUAGAUGGUUUUAAUAUCUUGAAUGUAUUUUACACAGGUUUUUAACAAAUUUGUCUUAAAAUUGAUAUUUGCAAGUUUCUUGUUGGGCCAUUAGUUUCUUUAUUUGUUACAAAUUUUGUCUUUCUACAUUUUGCACAAAUAUUAGCUGUAUUAUUGUUAGUUAUUAUUAAAUAAUAGAAAUAACCCACCAAAAAUGGGGGAGGCAAUGUGGAAACUUCCCAUCUACUAGAGUUACGUGGCAAAACAUCUAAUCAAAUAACGCAAAUUAUAAGAAUACCAAUUAGUUCUAACUUCUGGUAAUUUUAUUUUGCAUGCCUAUUGAACAGAGGGUUACAGACGUACAUAAUUAUUAUUAGUGAUUAAUUACAAUACACAUUUUCAACGUGCAAAACAUAUUUAAUUUACAAAAUAUAAUAAUCAGCAUCUGCCAAUUGCUAAUCAGUAGAUUCUAUUUGGAAGCCCAAAGGUGCUAAGAUUUUCUGUUUUAAGAAAAUUGAUGAUUUUUUAAAUUCUAGUUAAUUAAAAUGUAAAACCAAUUUUUAAAAUACUAGUUACUUGACCAGAUUUUUUUUGCUUUUAUUUGUCAAUGAGCUUUAAUACUUAGUUACAAGAUGAAUUUUUAUUAAAAGUUAUAAAUGUUUAAAAAAAGUUAAAUUUCAUAAAAAAGUCUAAAGUUGAUAAAAUUCUUGUCUACUUACUGCCUCCCAGAACACAUGCUGUAACUUUUGUAAAAAGUUCAUAUGAUAAUAGUAUAUAAUAGUUGCUAUAUUAUAUUUGAAUUUAAAAAAAAUUGAUUUAGAUUUGCAAGUGGAGCAAACAUUGUUUUAUCUGCACCUACUAAAUUGAAAACUGGCAGAGAACUUCAGCUCCCAUCUAUGUCUCAACUUACAAGCAAAACAUCUGGACAACAAUUUUUCUUGAGGAUACUAAAAGUAAUAAUUCAGCUGAGAGAUGAUGCAAGAACAACUGGAAACAAGCACAAGAAACCUACAAGCAGAGGAAGAGGUAAACAAUUCAUUUACUUUUUAGAUUAUCAGAAUUGUUCUAUAGCUUUAAAAUCUAUUCAAUCAGGGCCUCAUUUUUUUAGUGCAUGCUGUAAGCUCUGACACCUUAAUUAACAGGCGUUUGAGCUUUCUUUAAAAGAGAAACUUAAGAUAGAAACUUUAUUUCUAAUUCUAAAGUUUAAAAGAAAAAUAGUAAUCUCUUAGAGAACUAACUAGCUGAAGGUUGUAUGCCUUAAUUACUAAUAAAAAUGCUAUUACAUUUGUCAAAAGCACAUUUUGAGCAAAAAAUAUUACAGUCUUUGGAGAUUUUACAACUUAUUCUUAAACUAUGUAUUUUUAUGACAUUCAGUUCAAAAUCUGUUCCCUUUUAGUUUAAAAAUUAAGAGAAAGUCAGUGACUCUGCUUUUUGAGAACAUUUAGUUAUAAAACAAACUAAAGUUUCUUUGUGUAUGAGUUUUCAGACUUUGCCUCAAUUUUGACCACAAAAAAAAAAAGAAAGGUUCACUGGUCUGUUCCUCUUUACAGGUCGUCCAGGCAUUGAACAAAUCCAUGCUAUUCUGAAUUCUGUAGUCGAUGAUGACUUCCUUAACUUCUUUGGUGACAAUCAGAUGUUGCCUGAUGCUCCAGCCGCAUCAAAUACUCUUGCUCCUCUUGCAGGCCGCACUGCCUCUACCACUACCAACAGGUCAUCAAUACCAGAUGUUCCCACCGUCAGUCAGUCUCAAGCCAGCCAGGGACAUGAAGAAGCCUCAAGAAGUGUAGAACUUCCAAUGGAAGUUGAUUCACAGGCUACUGGUGGGGGUAUGUUUUUCAAAUGUUGGAGAAAAAAAUGCAGUGAUAGUCAAUUUUCUGAAUUUAUCAUGAAAUUGGAUUUCCUAAAAUAUGUAAAUCCUGAAAAGAUGUACUAUGAUUUAGAAAUAGUCAAGUCAAAUACAGCUGAAUAGGUUUCACAUUACUUUAGAUGCCUUGUAUUAAAUUUUUCUUUAUUGAAUAUUAAAUGCAUCAGAACGUUGGGUCUUCAAAGAUCUUUUUUAAAAUUUUGGAGUAAAUUUAUCAGGUUUAAUAUUUUUGUUUCUUACUUAUUGGUUUCUCGUUGACAUACAUUUCAGCCAUAGGAGCUGACAGCGAAAGCAAAGUUUCUGAUACAACAUCCUCCAUCACUCAAACCGCUGGUUCUCCAGCACUUCCACGUCUUAGUGAGCAGCUAGGCCUUGAAGACCUGUGGUCAACUCUGGGGAGCUGUCUAGCAGAACUUGCACGUACACCGGACCACCAUGCAGUUUUAAUCUUGCAACCAGCUGUGGAAGCUUUCUUCAUAGUUCACGCAGGUCUGAAAUGCUGACUUAAGGCCAUUAAAAUAUUUAUGUAUGAAAAUACUUUUUAAAAAAACAAAAAAACAUGACUCUUAAAUUGGCGUUUCAAUUAAAAAGUUAUCUCGAACAUUUUAGAGUAUAGAAGAGCAGGGCUUUGCAUUGUUCUAAGGUUUCAGGACAUCAACAAAUAUUCAUUUCCCUACCCUUGAUCCUUUUUAACUGUAUUUAAUUGUUUUUCUUUCUUUUAAAAAUAAUAUUUUCCCCCACUGAAAACUGGGUAUUUCAUUACCAUAACACCAAUCACUAUUGAUUAGGAGAAAAAGGCAACAAAACCAGUGAACAGCCAGCGUCAAAAAGAGAGGAUCAGUUAGCCCACUUAAAUAUGGAGAUGGCACCACCUAGUCCAUCACCCGGACCCUCAUCUGCUGAAGGACCACUGUCACAGUUAGCAAGAGACAACUCGGGCAUUGCCAUGGCUUCCAUAACUCACCUUCCACCAGAUACGCAGAAGUUCCUUAAGUUUGCAGGUAUUUGUUGCUUUAAUUGCUCCUUGAUUAUCAUACCUCAAUUUAAAGAUUUAGGUGAAAAUAUUUCUUAAACCAUCGAAUUUCACCUUAGGACGAUAAUCUUCAGCAAUUAUUGUAAUAUUUUGGGUCACAAGACUGCUGUGGAGUAUGUAAGGAUUUCCAAGAUGGUGGAUGAGAAUAGAAAAUUAACAAUCGAUGGUAACAAAAAUCAAUGAAACUUAUUUUGAGAAUUAUGCAGUCUGAGAACAACGUUUUCCUUUUCAAUUAGGAAACAGUCAAGUCAAAGACUGCUACAUUAUUUUUCAGACAACCCUUAACAUUUUUGUUUAUGAUAUCAGAUUCAAAAUGUGUUGUCUAAUACAUUUUGCCUUUUUUUUUAAAUUUGCAAUUUAAAAAAAUCUGUAUGCAUGUCAAACAAUCUUGAGGAUGAAUAGAAAAUACUAGUGUCUAUUUAAAUAUGUUUAUUGCCAUAUUUAUAAAUCCACUUGAAAUUAUAGAGACCCACAGAACAGUGUUAAACCAAAUUUUGAGACAGUCAACACUGCCAUUAGCCGAAGGACCCUUCUCAGUACUAGUGGACUACACCAGAAUUCUGGACUUUGAUGUAAAACGUAGAUACUUCCGACAGGAACUGGAACGAAUGAAUGAGGGUGCAAGAAGAGAGGAUUUGCCAGUACAUGUUCGUAGGUCACAUGUCUUUGAGGACUCUUUCAGAGAACUGUUUAGAAGAACCCCUGAAGAAUGGAAGCAAAGGUUCUACAUCGUAUUUGAAGGUAUUUAUAUUUUUUAAUCCACAGGCUUUUAAAUAAUAAAGAGAACUAAUUUCAUAUUAUAGAUUAAAGUAGAUAAAAGUUUCAACGUUCAGAGACUUCAGCCUAAUGAUGUUAGAUAACAUUAACUCAUAUGCACAUAUGAUGUGUAGCAGAAAUUUUUAUUCACUUUCAAUCAGAAUAUACAUUUAUUUGCUUUACCAACAUAUUUUGUCAUAAACAUUAUGUUAUAAAUUGCUGCAAAAUCUAAUUCUUAAAUUGCAGCAAAGUAUACAAUGCUUAAAAAAUUAUAUUUGCCUUUUAAUAAGUUGCAAGAUUAUUUAUGAUAUUGAAUUGAUUUAUUGUUUUAACACUUGUACUUAAAAUAUUGUUCCCAGGUGAAGAAGGUCAGGACGCAGGUGGACUGUUAAGAGAAUGGUAUAUCAUCAUUUCUCAUGAGAUUUUCAAUCAGAAUUAUGCUCUCUUCCUCACCUCACCUGGAGACCGUGUCACCUACAGCAUAAAUCCUUCGUCCCAUUGCAACAGCAAUCAUUUAAGCUACUUUAAAUUUGUUGGCCGCAUAAUAGCGAAGGCCGUCUAUGACAACAAGCUUCUUGACUGCUACUUCACGAGAUCCUUCUAUAAACACAUGCUGGGCCUGGCUGUCAAGUACACCGACAUGGAAAGUGAAGAUUAUGCUUUCUAUCAAGGGCUUGUCUUUUUGUUGGAGAAUAAAGUCACAGAUCUUGGCUAUGACAUCUUCUUCAGUACAGAGGUGAACUAUGUAUUCAAUGUUCUGUCGUUUUAUUAUUUUUUUUUCAUUUUUCCCCGUUUUAAAAUGUAUUAUCCUACUUUGAUAAGAAUGUAUUUUAUUGGUUGUUAAAAUAUUCAAGAAAACAUUUUGCCAUAAUAUUUGUUUCAUAUACCUAGUCUAGUGAUUUAUUUGUAAUAUUGUUAUUUUAUAUAUAUUUCACUGUUACCAUUGUUUUUUUUAAUGUGUCGGCCAUGAAUGGUCAAAAAGUCAAUUGAACUUUUUAGAGCUAUGCAUUCUGAGAACAACGUUUUCCUUAUAAAUUAGGAAAUAGUUAAGUCAAAGACUGCUACAUUAUUUUUCAGACAAACCUUAACAUUUUUUAAAAUCUGAUAUCAGAUUCAAAAUAGGUUGUCUUAGACAUUGUGCCUUUUUUUCCCUUUACUCUUAAAAAAAAAAAUAUAAGAUAAAAAAAUCCAUACGAUAUCUCCAUUAAACUUUACUAAUUGUCUUUAAUUUCAGAUCCAAGAGUUUGGUGUGACAGAGACCAGAGAACUCAUUACAAAUGGCUCCAAUGUAUUGGUAACUGAUGAAAACAAACGGGAAUAUGUUAAGCUGGUGUGUCAAAUGAAAAUGACUGGUGCCAUUCGACAGCAGCUGAAUUCUUUCCUUGAAGGUUUUUAUGACAUCAUCCCCAAGAAAUUGGUAUCUAUUUUCACUGAACAGGAGCUGGAACUGCUUAUCUCGGGCCUACCCACAAUUGAUAUUGAUGACCUCAAGGCAAAUACAGAAUACCACAAAUACCAAGCAACUAGCUUACAGGUAUGUCCAUAGCCAUUGUUAACAAACUUGUCUUAUUAAUAUUCCAGUCUUUCAACCUCAGCAUGAUGUUAAUGACACUGUUUGCAGCUCAUUUCAUUCCCCCCUGAACUGCAUGUAGUAAGCCACUCACCUGCCACUCACUUGUUCCAGAUAAAAGAAAAUCUCUGUUUGAACCUCUGUUUGUGACUUUACAACCUUUUCUUUUUGAAAACUCUUAUUAUUCCUUCAGUAUUUGCUAGUUAUCUUUACCUAUUAUUCCUUCAGUAUUUGCUAGUUAUCUUUACCAAAGUUAAUUGACAUGAAUUUCAAAACUAAGCUAAUUCUGGCCAUCAGUAAUAGUCACUCGAAUAGUAUUGGUAAUUUCUAGUACAAGUUGGGAGAAUAGGGUUAAUAUUUCCAUUUCUUUUCAAACAAUAUUAAAAAGUAUAAUUUUAAACUAUAUGACCACUAUCUACAGAUCCAGUGGUUUUGGAGAGCUUUGCGAUCUUUUGACCAGGCUGAGCGGGCCAACUUUUUGCAGUUUGUCACUGGCACAUCUAAAGUCCCAUUGGGUGGAUUUGGAAACUUGGAAGGGAUGAAUGGAACUCAGAAGUUCCAGAUUCACAGAGAUGACAGAUCUACUGAUCGCCUCCCUUCAGCUCACACCUGGUAUGUUUUUCACCAAUUUUGGUCUAAUCAAGUUUAGAGCUAUCGACUGCUUAAACUGCAUUCACAAAAAAUACACAGAUAUAUUUUUGAAAUACUAUUUAAUAUUAUUAAUUAUUUCAAUACCUUUCAUGUGUUGUCAUUAGCUUUACUUUUAAAACCAAAUAAUCUGUUCAAAAGAGUUAAUUAAUGAAAGACUUGAAGGUUAUAGACAUGCGCUAUGCAUCCUUUCAAAUAGUGAACUAGUCCGAAUAAGUCAUGGAUGGUCCUUAAUCACACUUAUAUUUAUAGGGAGGAAUCAAGUCAUUUGCAGUUGUUUUCUUUUCCAAGUUAAUUCAAGAACAAUCAUUGGCAUAUUGAGCUUUUGCUUCACAUAAAUUUGUAUUAUCAAGUUGCAAAUUUAGAAUUACAGUACUUUUGGGUGCCAUAAUUGUAAAUAUAUUCAUCUCUCAACAGCUUCAACCAGCUAGACCUUCCAGCAUAUGAGACGUUUGAUAAACUUAGGAAAAUGUUGCUGUUGGCUAUUAGUGAAUGUUCCGAAGGAUUCGGUUUAGCAUAAAUGUGUAGCGGCCCCUAGUUGUAAAGUUUUUCCCAACAUCGGUUGACUGUAAAUAUUCUGUACAUGGGCCUGUACCUGUGGUAGGAAGACAAAAUCCGUAAAGUUUAGAGUAUUUAAAUAUAAUGCUAUGUGGUUCUCUCCCUCGCCUCAACUGACUGAUACUACUAAUGUCAUCAGUACUGAUAUGUCUUUUUGAGACUGUCAUCAAUAUUGACAUGACCACAUGGCCCCCAUUGAAACUGUAAAUACUGAGUUGGACUGAUUUCAACUGUACAUAAUUAUAGUCAAUAUGUGAAAGUUGCUUCACCAAAUAUAAAAAAAAAGUUAUGAGCCAACAGAUGACCCUUGAAAUGAUCCUGCCAUCUGGCUCAGGUUUUAUGGCCCAUUUCUUGAACUUGCAACCUGACCUCAACAGUGUUUAUUAUCAACAAAUGUACAAUUGGGUUAGUGGAGAUCGUUAUCAUAGCAUUAUUACAUCCCAAACAAUGUCUGUGAAACCAAAGCAAAACAAUAAAUAGAAUUGAAAUGUGGAGCUAUAUUUGAUUGUUGGUUAACAUUUUCUAGUAUUGUUGUUAAAAAUUUGUUUGUACAUAGAUUUAAAAAAAAAAGACUCAACAAAAACAUGUUAAUGCAUUAAAUUGAUAAUAAUGACUUUUGCUUGAUGAUUUAUUUGGUUGACAAAAGAAAUUUGGGAUAAAGGCUUUUGUUAAUUUAGACUUGUCCUAGUAUUAACUUUUUGACUUCAUGUUUUGUGUUGAUUGAAUUACUAUUUUGAAAUCAAUUCCUUAUAGUACAAUACCAGUCUGUCCAUCUGUGAGUGUGUGUUUCUUCAAAGAUAUACAAUUAACAAGUGUCUAAUUUAUGUAUAAUGUAAUGCCAAUGCACACUUUCAUCUCGUAUUAUUUUUAUAAGCUUCUUUUUAAAUGUUUAAUUUAUGAAAAGUCUGUCCUGAGGGUUCAUAAUAAAAUACUGGACACUAAGACACUGAGCGGUAGUGGUGGGAUCCUCAUCAAUUGAAAUGGUCCAUGAGUAACUAAGGCUUGUGGAGGUCACAACUUCAUUAGCUAUCAGAGAAACCAACCAACUUUAAAGCUUACUGUGCCACUAUACAAUCUACAAAGAAAAGCAUUUAUCUGUAGUUGUAACAUGUGUUGAACCAUUGGUUGUGUUUGAGUUGUUUGAUCUUCACACCACUGCUUCUCUCAUCAAACAACCUUACCUUUUUGUUCUAACAUUUUAUUCACCAAGAUUUUUUGCAAAUGUGUACAUUUUAUUUGAUAAUCUUAUGUGCUUUUCAUUAAUUCAAUAAAGUAUUGCUUUGUUACGCAUUCCAUUCCUCUUUUCUAUCUUUGAUGCCUAAUGUCCUCUGUGAAGUUGCAUUGCAGUAUCCCAGUAAAUUGUGUACUGCGCUGAAAGUAAGUCAGAAAUAGGUCCUGUAUUAAUAAUAGAUAAUCCAACAUCCAUAAUUGAUACAAGUGUUUGGUACAGGCAUUUCAAAGGUGAAUGAAUACCUUUUGGUGUUGCCAAUUGAGUAGAUCACCUAGGUCCUUGACCUUGUUUAUUGUUUGGAUCACUGCCAAGCUCAUAGUCAUAGCCUUUGUUGGCAAGUUAAAGUGAUUGGAUUCAAUCAUGCUUCUCCUCCUUCCCCCCACCCCCAUUUAAUUUAAUUAAUAGUUUUGGUACCCUAAAGUCAAGUAAAAAUUAUUGGACGUCAACACAUAUAUUUUAAAUCCAGAUCAUUGUUAGAAAUAGUCGAAACAAAUCUUCACCAUAAUUAUCUACCAGUAAUAUGUACAUACCAAACUUGAUUUACCGGUAAUAAUAAUAUCAACUAAACAGAUGUUUAGAAAAAUGAUUUUCUAUUACUUAGUGAACAAUUUUCAAUAAUCGAUGUCAUGACAUGAUACAGUUGUGUACAGUACAUCUUGUCAUUUGUAGAGUGUUGUGACUGGUUGUGUUAGUUUUGGCAAAACAAUAGCAAGAAUGAACUUUUUGUGCCAGCAUUUUUCAAAUAUUUUAUUUGAAUUAUACUAUAUUAUAGCUUUUUUAUGACUUAAUUUGUGUCGACCAGGAAGAGGGUUUUACAGUUGGAGAUGACAACUGUUUGUUUUUGCUUGUUAACUUAAGCUAACACGUGUUACAUCUUUUGACAUUUUGUACAUAUUCAAUUUGUUAUUAUUUCAUUGAGACCCGAUAAAAACUAGUAGUCUUCUUUAAUAUGGUAUUGAUAUUUGACUCUGACCGUCAUAACUGGACAUGACAAGUUUGGGUUGUCUGCAUUCUCAUCAUUCAAACACUGUUAGUACUCCUUUCAUUAUUAUCAUUAUUAUUUCUUGUGACUUGCUUCCUUUCCUUGCCUAAUUUCGUCCUCUACGUUUGUUAGUUUUGGUUUCUUGUGCCGAGACUUUAAUUUGUUGUUGAUUGGGCAUAGAUUCUGUGUUUGUCACUCUUGAGUCUAUGGUGGAACAGCAUGGUGAAAUAAAAUUGUUUGAAAUUUCUUUAAGAUUUUUUGUUGUUGUUUAGAUUCAGUGGAAACUUAAGAUCACUGAAUUGGCUCUAAAAUAAAUCUAAAAACAACAC